AUGGGCGAAGUCAGGCAUCGCUCAGGCAAGCAGCACGUGGGGGCCAUGCUGCCCAAUGGCAGGGCCGGGAGAGCAUCUAGCCAUAUGAGAAGAGGCAGAGAAGGAGGAGUGAGCCAAAAAGAGGGGAAGGCGACGGGAAGCCAGAGGAGAGAGAAAGACUCGGACAAGAAAGCAGCAGCGGGGAGCAGCAGCUUCCGAAGUUGGGAAAGGCCCGGGGGAGGGAAGAAGGACAAGGCACUUUGCAGCAAAGGUAAGAGGAGGGAGACAUUGAUAAUGAUAAUAAUAUUAAUAAUAAUAAUAAUAAUAAUGCAAACUCAAAUGAAUAAAUGCAUCUGUUUAUUUCCAUCGCCUCGUUCUCCGCAUGGAUGCAAUGGGGGUAAAUAUAUAUCUAUAUCAUUGCAUCUCCUGGGUUGUCAAGGGGAGCGGGGAAGAAAUGAUUUUAGAGGAGCAUUGUUCGAGAACGACCAGGGACCCAUCACUUUCUCCCCACCCCAACAUCCCUGCAAGAGGUCCUGGAGAAAAGCAGGGCCCCUUCACCCCAGCGAGUUUACCUAUUGCUAGUUUUAGAUUGUAAAGUCAUCGGGGCGAAUGCCUGCUCGGUUUUCUCAUUGCAAUUGAGUAAAGUGUAAUUCUUGGUUGUUAAACUUUUUUUCUCUUUUAAACACAUUGCACUUGGCACAAUUUUAAUAACUAGCCUUCCAUUCCGUGUGCAUAGCACCAGAAGUGCAUCGCUGUUUUAUUUCCCGAGAAUACAUCUAUGCGCCAGGAUAGAAGUGAAUUGUCUGCUCCCCCUGCCCUCCCUCAAGCACCCAGAGGGGUUGCAGCCAAAUUAUUUGGGCGAAAUAUUGCCAAGAACAUUGGAGGUCUCGCUUGUUCCAUCAGCCCUUGAUGGGAUUAAGAUGACAAAGGGGGUAAGACUUGGGUGGAGAAAGGAAGGUCUGAAAUUUUGAACCAUCCUUGGGCAUGUUUAGAGAGAAAGGGAUACCUGCUUAGGUGUGUUUUGGAAGAAUGGAAAGUUGAAUCAAGAGAGAGACUUACCUCCUUUUCAUAAGUGCUAGCAUGUAGGCAACUGCCACAGGACAGACACAAGGAAGUACUUGCACAUCGCAUAAUGAAAUUAUGGAAUACUUGGUCACAACAUGUGGUCAUGGUUGAUAACUUUAGAUGGCUUUUAAAAGGCUUAACAAAUCUUGUGGAAGUUGGACCUGGCACUGGAUAUCAGUCUUAAGAGCCAAAAUAGAGUCCAUAUUCUCAGACAGUGUUGCAUCAGAGAUGUUUGGGAGCAGAACAAAGGAGAGCUUAAUGUGCCCUUGUGGGCUUCCAAAAAGCUACCAUUGUGGAAAAUAAGUUGCUGAACUACACAGAUCUUAUACCUUGAUAUAGAAUGCCAUUCUUGCUAAAUUUUACCUUACCGUCCUAAAUGUAACCGGGAAAUCAGUAUGGUGUGAUCAAAUCAAUCAUCUGCCAAAGCUUCCUAUGGUUCUUACCGAGUUUUUUUGUUUUCUCAAUUCUUUUAAGGAAAGGUGUUGUAAGUCCUUUGGCUCAUCGGGUAACAGGAGAUUAGCAAGUUUAAGAAAUCAUCACCAUCUCCUCCCCUGGCCUUGCCACACUUUUGUCAAGUCUUUUGCCUCAGCUGUUGACUUCAUUUUGUCUCUGGGCAGACCAUAUUCUCUCUUGAUAGUUUUCUGUAGGUCCUACAGUGUUAUGUUGGCAUGAGCUAAAUGCUAAAAAAAUAAAAAGACAGCAACAUGAUGGAGAGCAUAGCACACAGGAACCUUUAACUCAAACAAGCACAUAUUUCACUACCCACUGAGAGAGCUCAUGUUAUUUUUGCUGUUAAGGAUAUAUGGAGCUGCCUCAUGGUGACUCAAAACAAUGGCUUAGUAUUGUCUCCUCUGGCUGGUAACUGGUCCACUAAUGUUUUGGGCCAAGAUACCUUUUACAUCUCUGCGAUGGCAGAUCAUUUUUAAUUGGAGACAUUGGGAAUUAAACCUGGAAUCUUCCACAUGUGGUCUUUUUCCCUUAGUUGUGACCCCCAUCUCAGAGGACUUUUUACUGGAAGAGUUGUUUAUGUGUAGUAAAAAAGCAAGAAUAUUGGUCAGAGAUCCAGUCUGAGAAAGUUGGAAGGCUUAUUUAAAGGGCAGGUUAUUGGUAACAAAAUAUUCCAGAGCCCCUAUGAUGAAUAUCUUGCCUCCAUCGAAGCAAUGCCACUCUCUGCUGUUGGAGUUCACAUGGGCUAAACAAGCAGGUACCAAACAGAGAAUGCAAGGUGAGGGGGUAAAUAUUAUUGAGAUUUUACUUAGCUGACCUCUGGUAUAUCAUGUCGGAGACAUCAAAGUUAUAUUGACAUGUAAACCUGGGAAAUCAAGAAAAAACAGCUGAUAACUCUGCUGGUCAAAACAUAGAAGUCUGGGUUCUCUUUUGGUAUAUAUCAGUAUUUCACAUCUCUAAGUCGAACAGUGAAUUGUUUUCUUUUACUGUAGAAAGAGGACUGGAGUGUAUAAUUAAUGAUAUUGGGAGUUCUGUGAAGGUUGUUCUGGACUAAAGUGUGUGGGUUGGUUUUGUAGUUGUAGAAACAGAAGGGCACCAGGAUUAUUGCUAACUGCUUAAGCCCAGGCUGCUGACACACAUUUGCAUGUGCUAAUUUAUUUGUACAGGAGCCUUUGGACAAGUUAAGUUGGUAGCUGGCUGGGGUGGGGGUGGGGGAGUCUUACCAACAUGCUGCUUUGGAGGAUGCCCAACUGCCUUAUAAGCAAGAUUAAAAUAUUUUCAAAAUGGGGGGGGGGGGUUAGCUCAGGAGACAUGUGAAAAAUGGGUUUGGGCCCCCGGAGACCCUCCACUUUUGUCUGAUCUUCCCAUAUGCCAAAGCAAGCCGGUAAUGGGGCCGGAGGGAACCAUGAGGUUAUGACACUGCAACCCAGACUUUCUUGUAAGUGUGCAGUUUUGACCUUCUUUUAAGCAGUGAAUUGGGAGCUUUCAGAGAUGCUCUGUUUCAUUCAAAUCAGAGGCUGGAAACCUGGUGCCCUGAUGUUGUAGGACUACAACUCCCAUCAUCCAUGACCAUUGGCCAUUUUAGCUGGGGCUGAUGGAAGUUGGGAACCCAGCAACAUCUGGAGAACUGCAGGAUCCCAGCCUCUGAUUUGAAUGCUCCAGUUUUCAGACCAUAGAGAUGUUCGGAGGGACUAUUCCGGUGUUAAAAGCUUGAGACUUUAUAUAAACGAUACCUUCCCACCACCAUUUUUUUAAAAGCACAAAACAUGCUCUGAGACAUUCUGCCUGAUACUGGUUCCAGCCAGAGCCCACAAACCCAAAGUGCUGCUUAGUUUUCUUAGCUUACUUGUAAGCAAGAUGAAAGAUGCACUUUUAACUCACAGGUUCGUGGUAUCCGUGCAGAUAUGAGGGAUUUUAACUGUGCAGCUGAACAGCUCUUUACACAUGUGUGUUAUUUAAAAAUGGAAAAAAAAUAAGAAUGUAGGCAGGCUCCAUUGAAAUCCAUGGUUUGUUGCUUUCCCUCUCCCUUGCCCCAUGCCAUCUUUCACUGACUCCAAUCAAAGACGGAUUGCAGCCAUAGAUUUCAGGUAUGACCUGUGUUAUGAAAGCACAAAAAUGACAGACUCAGCCUGCUUGAAGCCAUGCGUUGGCUUCUUUAAUAAAUCAGAGUGAAUAAUGGGGAAAGAUGAUCUUGAUCAGUGUUUUUGUGCCUUGGCUGGCACCUUCCCACCCACUAUCCUCCGCUAAUCCAGAACGAGACCUGUCUGUUAAGUAUCCAUUGAACUUUCUUUACAAAGCAAAGAGGGCAGAUUACUUGGGUUGGCUGGGCUGCAUAGCCCUGUCUGCGGUUUGCCUGCCUUCUGAAGGUGGCACACGCUUGUAGAAAUUACAGUUUCUAAAAACCUGGAUACUUCUGCAGUCGGAUGGCGUAACAUUUGGUGUAAUAGUGGUGAUCUGUUGUGCUUCUUAAGCAGCUUGGCCAGUGUCAUUUCAGUGCUUUCCCCCCAAUUGUCCAAAGGGAGAAUUAAGGUCAAGGGAUUAGGUGGUAGAGAAGAGGAAGGACUUCGACAUUUCUUUCUCUGUAAGUUCUGUUAGGAACCAGUGUGAAUAGCUAAUCGGUGCUAGGGCAUUGAGCCCUGUGUGUCGGUCCGUAUCUAAUCACUUGCAAUGGCUGUGGACUGUCUCGUCUGAAGACCAGUUGCUGGGGAAAGUGCUUUAGUCUUCAUGCUGGGCUUUCCAUAGGCUGUGAGAGCAGGAUUGUAGAACCAUAGAGUCCAACCCCCUGCAAUGCAGGAAUAUGCAGCUGUCUCUUAUGGGGAUUGAACCUGCAACCUUGAUAUUAUCAGCUUCAUGCUCUGAGCUUUUGGUCUGAUGCAACAGGGCCCUUCUUAUGGGUGCAGUGCUCUUACAUUACAGACACAAAGUCUUCCUGAAUACCAGAUCUGAUGCUUUCUUUGUCUUGGGCAACAAUGGACACUUAAUCUCUUGCUUUGCUCUCCUUAUCUGUAUACAGGAGACAGUGGAUAGGAAUUGAGGUUAGCUGUGUGGUCCUUCUUCCUAAGUGUUGGCUAAACUGUUACCGCAGACUCAAGCUUGUUGAAUACAACUGGUUAGUUUUUUAUGGGGUGUUUCCGUUUUGGUCGGCUGGGUGGUGGUCAUUAUGGUCUAGAUGUUGGGGAAACUGUGAGUGAAGGCAGUAGAGGAUGGAGCCGUUCUUAACAUUUGCAUUAUUUUCUGUGCUUUAACCAGAAUUCUUAAGACACUCCUGCUUUUUGUGUGUUAAAUUUACUGUUAUCUGUCCAGGACUUUGGGAUGAAUCAGGCAUUUGGGAUGAAGCAGGUGCCUACCUGCCUUUUAUUAUCAGUCCGCACUACAAGAUGCAUCAGUAAGUCUAGAAACAACGUAGUAUUUGUCAUGAUUUUUAUUAUUUAUUGGUCCAAACAAUAAUUUUAAAGACCUUGCAAGAUUUUUAGUGUGAUGGAACUCUUACAUCAAUCAGGUAAAAUGGGCACUGAUCUAGAAUAGCGGUUUUCAAGCUAUAUUCCCAGGCGCUUAGUGGUUCCUUGCCAGGCAAUCCUGUACAUGUUUAACUAGAAGUAAGUCCUGUUGGCUUCAAUGGGAUUUACUCCCAGGUAAGUGAGUAUAGAAUUACAGCUUUAGGAGCUUAUUGGAGGUUCUGCAAUGGUUGACUAACCAUUUAGUUUGGCAGCAUAUGGGGGGCUAUCAGUGUUCAAAUUUAAAAGGUAAAAGGACCCCUGACCAUUAGGUCCAGUCGCGGACGACUCUGGGGUUGCGGCGCUCAUCUCGCUUAAUUGGCCGAGGGAGCCGGCGUACAGCUUCCGGGUCAUGUGGCCAGCAUGACUAAGCCGCUUCUGGCGAACCAGAGCAGUGCACGGAAACGCCAUUUACCUUCCCACCACAGUGGUACCUAUUUAUCUACUUGCACUUUGAUGUGCUUUCGAACUGCUAGGCUGGCAGGAGCAGGGACCGAGCAACGGGAGCUCACCCCGUCGCGGGGAUUCGAACCGCCGACCUUCUGAUCGGCAAGCCCUAGUCUCUGUGGUUUAGACCACAGCGCCACCCGUGUCCCUUGUUCAAAAUUAGCCGGGUGCCUUUUGCACCUGGCUAUUGGCCCCUUGCAACUAAGUGAAUAUGCAUGGGCUCCAGGAUAGUGCCUGACAUCUCCACUAUCUGGAGGUGCAUGCCUGGGAAUCAUUGGUUCUUGACUGUUCUCACACACACAUCCUGUAGAAUUCUAUCAGUUCUUCAUUUACCCUACCCCACUGCCCUACAUUAUGAAUGGCCUGUAUCACCAUUAAGAAAAAUAGGUUGCAAUGGGAUCAAGUGACUUGUCUUCUUUAAGUUCUCCAAGCUCUUAACUUAGCUCAAGGUUGUCUUCUGAACCAGCCAGGUGUUGAACUGAUAAUCAAUCACAGCCAGUUCAUCGUUUGAAAAUCCAAGACUUGAGAGCCACCUGGCCCCAAGAUGGCAACCAGACAUUCUGUUUGGGCGACUGUAACCAUGGUUUAAGGAGCCAUUUGGUGCCUAACUUAUACAGUAUAUCUUGAGUUCCUAACACUGUUUCUAAACCUGGCUUAUACCUGCUGAUUGGCUCUACCUGUAGGGCCUAGGAAAGGUUACUGUCAGGCUUGCCUUGUUUGUUAGGGAGAAAAUGUUCAAUUGCAUCGGGGAAAGGAAUGUUUCGGCAAUUAGGUAUUGGGCAAUAUUUAAUAUUCCAAUCCUUUUGCAAGCCAAGAUCCUGUUCCCAGUAUUUGCAGAGGGGCAAAAGUGACGGAGGAAACUCAACUGCUGACGUAGCCACGCUUUGGCUGAGCUGGCCUCCUGUCUGUUAGCACAAGGCAACUUGCCAGCUGUUACACCUUUUUGUGGAGUCGAAACCCCCGUUGAGAAUGGCAGCUGUUCUGCCUGAGAUCAGGCAAGCAGAACAAGGAUAUGGAGUCCUUCCUGUGCAUUUGACAGCUACUUGAGGAAGGCUUUGAAUAUUUAUGGUUGAUGUGGCAUUUUGUCUUCUUGGUUUAAUUUGGUUUUUUUAUUUCUUUUAAAAAUAAAACCUUAUUGUAUGCUGAGCACCAGUUGGGAGAUUGCCCCGGAGUGACGAUGCAUGUUAAUUUAUGAGAGCAGGAGGACGGUAGCAAUUCCUCCAGUCCAUUUCCCAUUUAAUCCAUAGAAGUGCAUGGUCAUUCCUGGACCCACUUUCAGGGAACCUAAACCGAACAUCUCUCCCCUGUAUGACUUGGCUCAAGUAAGUCUUUUGCUAGCGGUGCUUGCAUUUUAUUUAUUUGCUCUUAGAACAUUUUCUGUUUGUGCUUCUCUACAAACCCCCUCCCCUCCCCCCCAAAUAAAAAAGUUCUCCUUUUUGAUGGAUGCCAGUGGGGAAGCUGCUAUGGAGUGAUGGCGCAUAUUAAUGUUACAAAUUUGGUCAGAGGCAAACAGAAAAGCGAAUGGCAGGUGCAAGGCCAACAGCAAUGCUUUGCUUACUCAGCAAAAGCAGACGCUGAGACAGCUGUUUUGCAUGAAGACUUUUGUGAAAGGAACUGAAAUGUGGCAACCUGUAAAAGGGUAAAAAAGUGCUGGGAAAUAAUUCAUAGUGAAUUGAAAAAAAAUGUUUAAAAGUACUUUUCCAAAACAAUCCAGAGUCCUUUUUGUUGGGGAUAAUUCAGACUGAAAUUCCCAGGUGUCCAAAAAGGUUAUUUAUGUAUGCCACUACUGCGGCCCAGGUUUUGUUAGCCCAAAGAUGGAAAAUGCGCGAGGUCCCGACCAAAGAAGAAUGGCAACUUAAGCUGAUGGAAUAUGUGCAGCUUGCAGACCUAACAUACAGAAUAAGUCACAGGCUUCCUCAACCUCGGGCCUCCAGAUGUUUUUGAGACUACAGUUCCCAGCAUCCCUGACCACUGGUCCUGCUAGCUAGGAUCAUGGGAGUUGUAGGCCAAAAACAUCUGGAGGGCCGAGGCUGAGGAAGCCUGGAAUAAGAGAACAAGAAAAACAUACGUUUGAAGAAGAUUGGAAAAUGUUUAUUGAAUAUUUUUUGGGGGGGGGAUUGUGUACACUUGAAAACGUUGGCAGCAUUAAGAUAAAUUCAACAGUGUACACAAGUUUUGAUGAAUGUAAUAAUGGAAUACUGAAUGGUUUAGUUAUGUAAAAUGUGCAGGGAUUUAUGAUAGGCGAAAUGAACCACGGAAAGAGAAGAAGGGAAGUCAUUGACGUUUUAAGGUUGCUUAAACGAAUAUUCUAUAUUGUAAAACAGAACAUUUCGUAAAAAUUAUAAACAUAAAAAAAAUACUUUUGUGAAAGCUCCUUAUGCAGAUUUUAAGAUCCUGUGCUGGUAACCAAAGAGUGUAGGGCAGGGGUCAGCAAACGUUUUCAGCAGGGGGCCGGUCCACUGCCCCUCAGACCUUGGGGGGGGGGGCUGGACUAUAUUUUUUAGGGGGCAAAUGAAUGAAUUCCUAUGUUCCACAAAUAACCCAGAGAUGCAUUUUAAAUAAAAGGACACAUUCUACUCAUGGAAACACACGGAUUCCCGGACCAUCCGUGGGCCUGAUUUAGAAGGCGAUUGGGCCGGAUCCGGCCCCCGGGCCUUAAUUUGCCUACCCGUGCCCUAUAUGAUGACCUGUUUUUACAUGAGUAGAAUGUGCCCUUUUAUUUAAAAUGCAUCUCUGGGUUAUUUGUGGGGCCUGCCUGGUGUUUUUACAUGAGUAGAAUGUGUGCUUUUAUUUAAAAUGCAUAUCUGGGUUAUUUGUGGGGCAUAGGAAUUCAUUAAUUAUUUUUUUUCAAAAUAUAGUCCAGCCCCCCGCAAGGUCUGAGUGACAGUGGGCCGGCCCCCUGUUGAAAAAGUUUGCUGACCCCUGAAUAGGGUGACCAAAGCAGUUUCUGAUACUCGGGAACCUUGCUCAAGAAGGGUAAUCUUUGGUUAGGACCCCUUGGUUGGGGGUCUGUGUGGCCCCCAUGCAGUGUAGGAGUUAGAGGGGAAAGUGGAGUUCUUUGUAUGGAAUUGCUUGUCUUGUCACGCUCUUUGGAACUGCUCCGAUCUCCCUUCUUCCUGUCAUGCUCUCCUGCCCUUUUCUGUCAGAUUCGGAGCGCUAUUUGACAACAGCGUCUGGAAGAUUGAUGUGACCUCCGUUCACAGAAGACCUUUGAGAAGCAGGUCUCUUGCAAUAUUCUGGGGGGGGGGGGAACGAAUCCUUUGCAAGUUUUUCAUGCCUACUCUUGAAAAUGAAAUGGAGACUUGUGUCUCUUUUAGCGCCAUGAGAAGUAAGCAAGUGUUUGUGGUGGGUGGAGUUCUUCCAGAAUAGGGAACUGGGUGCAAUUCAUUCUCUCUCUACCCUGGCAAAAUGUGGGUUGUACCCAAAGCAGGAGUGGGGAGGAGUGAAAUGAUGGGGGCAUGGCUCUUGGGCCUGAAGAAAUUAGACACACCUUCGGUUCAGAGAUGCAACAGAAUUUACUGCCCUCAGAGGAGGCACAGACAGAAAAGUGAUGCGUGCUGAGAAACAGGAGGUGAGCUUCCCUAAGGGCAGGUAGUUCUCUUUCUUGCACCUUCUAUGGCUCUGUGCACAGCAUUUAAAGCUCAACCUUUCCCAGGAACCCUGGGAAUUAUAGUUUACUCCCAUUGGACUUUCCAGCACCCAUAACAAACUACAGUUCCCAGUUUUGAGUGGUAGGGGAAUCAUGCUUUAAAUGUAUGUUGUGUGCACAGCCUAAGAAUAAAGUUGCUGUUUUAAGUGAAGCGUACCAUCACUUUUAAUUCAGAGAAAAGUGUUCCUCUACUGCCAGACGUUGGGAAGCCAAGCCCUAUGGGAAGAUGCAAAUGUUUGAGAGUUGCACAGAGGUCUUCUGUGUCUUUAGCAGGUGCAUGGCAGACAGAAACCUGGCCAGCACAGUCUUUCUCAGCUUGGCACUAUGGCGUUUGGGAAAAUGCUGUGUUUCUGGUGUGGGCAGUGAUGACCAAACUUUGGCCCUUCAGCUGUUUUGGGAUUACAGUUCCCAUCAUCCCUCACCACUGGUCCUGUUAGCUAGGGAUGAUGGGAGUUGUAGUCCCAAAACAGCUGGAGGGCCAAGUUUGGCCAUCACUGGGUGUGGGGAACCUUUAGCCACCAGAAAAAGAUGGCAGUCCUUGGUUGGUAUCUUGGAACUCUUUUAGAAAUCUUAAAAACUCUCUAGCCCUGUUCAGGUGUUCAAAGAAUAUGUGAGGACACCAUGUGUAGGACCCAUGUGCACACCAGCCUCCCACUUCUAAUGUCUCCAUCUCUUCCGCCCCCAAACUCAUGAUCUUUGACUCCCCUAAUGGGGCUUCUGUAAAUGCAUGCUUAUUGUGGGUUUAUUCUGGCCUCCUUUGGGAAUAAGAAUGCAAGGCCAGCCUUUAUCUUAAAUGCUCAGUUAAGGGUGGAUUUGCUUCAUGUGCUUGGGUCUGUUUUCAUCCUGGCAUCUUGAUGGGGUUUCUUUUAGUUGUGGCUCCCAAAUGCAUCCAUGCAAAAGCUGGCCCUGGGUCUGUUGGAGAAACAAGUGCUUUGACGGUUCUCCCCGCCACGUUUGGGUGCUGUUGAGAGUGUGCAACUGUGGCUUUCAGCAGAGAGCUCAGUGUGACUAGGGAUGCCGGAUGUGUCCAUGUGUGGAUGUCCCAUUAAAGAAAGGGAAGGAUAGCAGGACCAUUCGUAGCUGUGUUGACUUUUCAGCUAGCUUGGUGGCCCAGGUGAUGUGGAAAUGACUCUGCAGCAACGCGUUUGACAGCAAAGGAAAGAUGUAGCUUGAGAAUGCCUGAUUGACUUGUGAUCUCUCUCCUUUUAACCUCACUGGCCUGGUCCAUUAGUGGCAGGGCGUCUGUAGCUGAUCUCAAAGGCAGGGGAAGAAGAGUUGGUCUGAUUUCUGCCUUUUUGCUGCCCUCUGUGAAUUAAAAUACUGCGCGUCCUUGUCUGUCCUCCUUCAUGCCAUAUCGCAUGCUGUUCAGCAUAGUAAUCGUCCAUCAACUGAGCAAGGGGUGAGCAGGAUCCUAUUUUCUCAUGUUCUCACUGUCGAGAGAAGUCUAUCAUUUCUUUAUUCUCCCCAUUUACAACUCUGUGCUCUGAGAUCCAAAGCUGUCUUUGCGUGUGUACACACUGUCUUCCCUUGGAGCAAAGAUAAUUGAUUAUCUGUCGCCGGUUACAUGCAUAAGCAAUUGACAGCCUUCAUUGGGUUUGUCUGGGCAUGUUGAAUUGCGAGAUUUCUCGGAUUUAACAUCCAAGAAAACCACUCUGCCAAGAAAGCUCUACCAGGUGAUUCCCAAUUUCUGGUGGCCAGGGGACACUUUGCUUUCUUGCACUGCAAAAGGUUUCUCCCUCAGUGUGAAAAACUUAAUAAUUUCCUUGCCUUUCCAAUGGAUCGUUCUUGCUAUUAUUCUACUUGUAUUGCUGCUCUGAGGCUGCUGCCUGUUUAGAGGAGAAUUACGAUGCAAGCAGACUUUCUCUGCAGAGAUCCCCAUAGGAUGGGGGUUUGGAAUUAUAGGCAUCUUGAAUUAUUUAAUUUCUCACAGCGCAGCUAGAAAUUCUCUUGUGGUCCAAGCUUUGGGAAUUGUUUUUCUUCCUGAAAUGUGGCUGGAAAGGACGGGAAAAGCAAAGCGAAACAACACUUUCACAAAAGCACCCUGCCGGUCUCUUCAGUUCCUUUUUUUUCUCCCCAGUAUCCUCCAACUUUCUCUGUUGAUAAAGGCUCUUCAAUCAGCACCCUCAUCAGCCUGAUUGCUUUCUGUGUAAUUGCGUCCUUAACGCUCUCCUGCAGUGCUGAGAUUGUGGUGUCUUCAGGCUUGAAAAUGGAAAGGAGAGAACUUUUGGUGGAUGCCUUUGUCUUUUAAAAUUUGCUUCUAGUUAGUACAGUGGUACCUCGGGUUACUCCUGCUCACCUAGCAGUUCGAAAGCACCCUUAAGUGCAAGUAGAUAAAUAGGUACCGCUUUAUAGCGGGAAGGUAAACGGCGUUUCCGUGUGCUGCGCUGGUGCUGGCUCGCCAGAGCAGCUUCGUCACGCUGGCCACGUGACCCGGAAGUGUCUUCGGACGGCGCUGGCUCAUGGCCUCUAGAGCGAGAUGAGCACGCAACCCUAGAGUCGGACACGACUGGCCCGUACGGGCAGGGGUACCUUUACCUUACCUCGGGUUACAUACGCUUCAGGUUACAGACUCUGCUAACCCAGAAAUAGUACCUCGGGUUAAGAACUUUGCUUCAGGAUGAGAACAGAAAUCGUGUUCCGGUGGCGCGGCGGCAGCAGGAGGCCCCAUUAGCUAAAGUGGUGCUUCAGGUUCAGAACAGUUUCAGGUUAAGAACGGACCUACGGAACGAAUUAAGUUCUUAACCUGAGGUACCACUGUAGAAUUAUACACGGCCUCAGAUAUUUGGGGUGACGGGUGAUACAGAAACGUGAACGCCAGGGGUCAGCAAACGUUUUCAGCAGGGGGCUGGUCCACUGUCCCUCAGACCUUGUGUGGGGGGCUGGACUAUAUUUGGGGGGGGGGGAAUAUGAAUUCCUAUGCCCCACAAAUAACCCAGAGAUGCAUUUUAAAUAAAAGGACACAUUCUACUCAUGUAAAAAUCAUGCUGAUUCCCGGACCGUCCUUGGGCUGGAUUUGGAAGGCAAUUGGGCCGCAUCCGGCCCCUGGGCCUUAGUUUGCCUACCCAUGGGAAGGCUAUAGCUGCCUUUAAAUGUGAAGGAGGAGCAUCUGUGCAGAAUUCAUUCCUUUUGCCAGAUUUAUUUUGCAAGGUAUCUUGUCUCCAUGCCCCCCACCAGUCCAUCCACAUUCUCAAGGAAGGUGCUAAUUUGCAAAACAUGUUUCACGGAGCAAUGGGAAAGUGGAGAUCUCAUGGGGGGGUGGAUCACCCCUUUCCCUAAAACCUACCAUUUACAAAAAUGUUUGCCUGAAAGGAGAGCAUUUUCUAGCUCUUGUAAAACAAGUAAACCUGGAUGUUAGAGAUAAGGGCAGCACACUGGACUCCCAGGCAACUUAAAUACAAUUCCUCCAAUGAGCUCCCUUUAGGUUUCCAAGGGCUGUGGGAUUGAGUACCACACAAUUGCUUGGGAAUCCAGUCUUGCGCUGAAGACCCGCUGGCUGAGGUGUUUCAGGAUUUGGCCUUGAUUGCGCAACAAUGGGAUCUGGCCGUGACAGCGCAACUUUUAGCAAACCAUAUCGCAAAGAAGCGUUGCCAGUUAAAACCCAUUGUCUGAAGUAAGAACCAAAUCAAAUAAAGGGAAAGAAGUACCCAGCCUCCUCACACCUUUACUUUUUGCUUUUUUUAAAGUUCCUCGCAGUUAAGAACAACACCUCCCACUAUCUCCCAACAUUUCUUAGAGACUUCAAAGGUUGUAGAUCCAAAGUGAUUAUUAAGCUCUAUCCUUUAUUCCCUCAACCCUUCUUUAAUCUGGUUCUCUGCUUGCUCCAGUUAGCAUAGGGACAAUCACUUGAACAGAAGUAACUGCCUUGACUUCCUCUAUCUCCUUUUGAAUUUGGGCUAAUAAUAAUAAUAGGCAAUAGUAAAACAUAAAAUCUCACUAUUACCUAAUUUACCUGCUGGAGCAGGGGCGACCCUGUCAUCAUAGUAACCCUGGUGAGUGGUUUUGUCAAUGCCUUUUUAAAAAUAAAUUCCUUCCCCGGAAGACAAGUUCAAAAUAUUAUACAUAUUUGUACUUUUCUGGGACUAAUGGGUUGAGAGCACGGUCAAAUGCUUUUGAACUUCCAUAUUCUUUUUGGAAAGCUUUAUUUGGUCUCGACUUGGUUAUUGGCACAGAGUGGACUCACCAAAAGCCAAAAAACCACAGUGGGACUGAAAAUUCAGUCUGGGUAACAUUUGCACUAUACAUUUAAAUUACAUGGCUCCCCCCCCAAAGAAUCCUGGGAACUGUAGUUUAUUAAGAGCGCUGGGAAUUAAGACUCAGUAAGGGAUAAACUGCAGUACCCAGGAUUCUUUGGGGAAGCCCAUGUGCUUUAAGGUGUGGGUGUGACCUUGAAUUUGGAAAAAAGGCAGUCAUUUCUGCCUUGGAGGACAGAAGCUCUUAUGUGCCAUCACUCCACUUUGUUUCACAAAGGGGAGCAUCCAUGCAUUCUGUGUCCCCCCCCCUGCAUUUCGAGUGGUACUGCCCAUUAGGAAUAUUGUAUUACAUGAUUUUCCCCCUGCAACUUCAAUGUGACUACCAUUGGGGACUCUGCUGGGAAGCAGUACCUCCAGAUCAGAGGCCAUAUUAAUUUACAUUCUAGGAUUUACAUUUUUCAUCCGAACCUUUAAAAAUCACUGACCUAGUGUAAUCUAGUGGGUCAGUGAUUUUAAAAUGUUCUGAUGAAAAAUGUAAAUCCUAGAAUGUAAUUUAGAGAUCACACUAGACAAGAGUUUCAAAAAGCAUGGGGAAAAUGCAGAGAAUACUUCACAAAACAGUGCCCUAAAAUACAUACCUGGACUUGUUUCAAUUAAUGUCUGCAGGAGACUUUGUGGAUAUUUAAGUUAUAAUUAGAAAAAUCUUAAUAAUUAUUCAUAAAGGAAACAGUUUAUUAGAAGCAAAUAAGGAGACCAGAUACAGGAUAAAGGAAGUCUUUUAUUUGGUUGUUUGUAUUGUUGUAUGUUAUGCUCAUUGUAUGUUAUGUUCACGUUUAACAAGGGUGGAUUCGUGUGUGUGGGGUUUAUGUUAUGUUGUAAAUAAAAUUCCAAUAAAAAUUUAAACAAUAAAAAUAAAAUAAAAUCACUGACCUAGGUGUAUUCUUCUUUUUUUUUUAACAUUUGCAUUAGGUAGCCAUGUCCGCCAAAGCAAUUUCGGAGCAGACGGGGAAGGAAUUCUUGUACAAAUACAUCUGUACGUCCUCAGCCAUCCAGAACCGCUUCAGAUAUGCCAGAGUGACUCCUGAUACAGACUGGGAUCGGCUAAUCCAAGAUCACCCCUGGCUCUUGACUGAGGUGAGCAGAACCGGCUGUAGUUGUUGUUCCCCACCACCCCACAAAGCAAAAACCCAUAAAGUAAGAAGCUAUACAGGCCCGGAACAAAAUGCUUUUAAGCCUCCUUGUUGUGCAGACAAUGGAACAUACACAGCUGAGAAGUUCAUCAGCAUCAGGAACGCUUACAUAAAGGACUCCACAUGAUGGAGGAAGAGGAGCUCUCCAAAGCAGGCUAAACCUUUUGCCCAUGGGCAAGAAGUCUUUGGUCCCCUUAUGUGCUGGCAUUCGUCAUGCUUGCCUUGGUGCUGAAAUAGACCCUUGUCUUCUCGUUUAUAAAAGAUAAUGAUAAUACAUUUUUAUUUAUACCCCGCCCUCCCCGGCCAGAACUGGGCUCAGGGUGGCUAACACCAAUAAAAUUACUAUAACACAUCAUAGGAAAGAAAAACCCCCAGUUAAUUAAAAUACGGGUUAAAAUACAAUUUAAAAUGCAGCCUCAUUUUAGUAGUAGCCAUAAAUCAAAACCAUAAGGGGAGGGAAACGUAAGGGUCAGACAGAGUCCAAACCAAAGGCCAGGUGGAACAGCUCUGUCUUGCAGGUUCUGCAGAAAGAUGUCAAGUCCUGCAGGGCCCUGGUCUCUUGUGACAGAGCGUUCCACCAAGUGAGGGCCAGUACUGAAAGGGCCCUGGCCCUCGUUGAGGUCAAUCUAACCACCGUGUGGCUCUGGACCUUGUUGUUAUUUGUGGACUUUAAGGUCCUCCGUGGGGCAUACCAGGAGAGGUGGUCCCAUAGGUACGAGGGUCCUAGGCCGCAUAAGGGCUAGGACAGUUGGCUGACAAAAUAUUCAAAAAUCAUUCCUUCUUUUUUAAAUUAGAAAGACGACAAAACUAUUGUGAUCAUCGGCAGCUUUGAUUCCUCACCCUAGUUACAGAAGCAAAUCAAGUUAGCUAUUAAUAUUAACACGUUAACAAGCCUGGAUAGCUCAGUUGGUUAGAGCAGGCAUCCCCAAACUCGGCUCUGCAUAUGUUUUGGGACUACAGUUCCCAUCAUCCUUGACCACUGGUCCUGUUUUCUAGGGAUGCUGGGAGUUGUAGUCCCAAAACAUCUGGAGGGCUGAGUUUGGGGAUGCCUGGGUUAGAGUGUGGUGCUGAUAAUGCCAUGGUUGCAGGUUUGAUCCCUUUAUUAUGGGGCAGCUGCAUAUUCCUUCAUUAUGGGGGGGGGGGUUGGACUAGAUGAUCGUCUGGCUCCCUUCUAACUCUACGAUUCUAUGAUUCACAGUAUUUGACCAGUCGGCUGACAAGUGUGGCCAGUUGCAUGUUUGGGGUGCAAACUUUAACUGGCACAGAAUCUUAGGUCCUCUGUGUCACCCCCUUGGAAAGUUUUAGGGCCUCGCCCCAGUUUUUAACUGUGCAAGGAGACAUCCUGUCCCCAGUUCCUUUCUAUAGCUUGAUCUCCUGGCUGCCAUCCAGUUUAAUCACAUUUAGCCAAACACAGAUCUGCCACACAGUCCCAUUUCUCUCUCUGAUGGAAGGCAGCUGUACUGCUGGCUAAUUAAAUACCCUGCAGUUAGUUAUGUGAGUCAGUGGCUGGCAUGCCUCAGCGAGGAGAAUAUAGUUUUCCGUGAGCUUUGCCGGAAGGCAGCAAGGGCUCUGGGUGGCUUUCUGAAUUAAUUCAAGGAUUAAUAGGAUCCUUAAAGCAGGAGCUGGAAGAAAUAUUUUCGGAUCCUUAAACGCUGGCAUGAAUGUUUCGGCUUGCGGUUAUGUUAGGGCACUCGCUCCCCUGUGGUGAAUGGAAUUACCUACAGCUGACCAGACAGGGAAGUGGAACAAGCACCAAUGCAAUUAAGGGGAGGCAAUUUAAGACAGUUAAAGCUAUGGUUUUCCCAGUACAGUGGUACCUCGGGUUACAUACGCUUCAGGUUACAGACUCCGCUAACCCAGAAAUAGUACCUCGGGUUAAGAACUUUGCUUCAGGAUGAGAACAGAAAUCGUGCUCCGGUGGCGUGGUGGCAGCAGGGGGGCCCCAUUAGCUAAAGUGGUGCUUCAGGUUAAGAACAGUUUCAGGUUAAGAACGGACCUCCGGAACGAAUUAAGUACUUAACCCGAGGUACCGCUGUAGUAAUGUAUGAAAGUGAGAGAUGGACCAUAAAGAAGGCUGAUCGCUGAAGAAUUGAUGCUUUUGAAUUAUGGUGCUGGAGGAGACUCUUGAGAGUCCCAUGGACUGCAAGAAGACCAAACCUAUCCAUUCUGAAGGAAAUCAGCCCUGAGUGCUCACUGGAAGGACAGAUCGUGAAGCUGAGGCUCCAAUACUUUGGCCACCUCAUGAGAAGAGAAGACUCCCUGGAAAAGACCCUGAUGUUGGGAAAGAUGGAGGGCACAAGGAGAAGGGACAGCAGAGGACGAGAUGGUUGGACAGUGUUCUCAAGGUUAUCAACAUGAGCUUGACCAAACUGCGGGAGGCAGUGGAAGACAGGAGUGCCUGGCAUGCUCUGGUCCAUGGGGUCAUGAAGAAUCUGACGCGACUAAACAACAACGACAACAAUUUAAUAUAAUGUCACCCUCAGAAUUUACAUUACUUUUGCUAAGUCGUGGUGAAGUGUACAGGGCAUGGGACCUUCGAUUAGUGUCUGAUGAAAGCUCAGCUCAGCCAUUUUCCUCCUCCUUCAUCACUAGCUUCUUAUGACUGUAAGCAAAUUGGUGUGAUUUAAAAUGGGGCUGGAGAAUCUCACUUGUGGCCCUGCGGGCCUUUUUGUUUGGCCCUCAAGACUCUUCCCCCAGACGCACACAUCUUUCUCUGGUCCUGUAUCACAUUCCAGAUGUUUUUGCCUGACUGCAAUGUCUCCUUGAAUUCUUACAAUGCCUCUUGCUUGUCUGGAAUGAGGACGGGUGGUGGUGGAGGUCUGUGUAUAUAGGAACCAACCUCCUGUGCAUUAAAAGGAAAGGUGGGACGUGCAUUAAUUCUUUACCAAAAGGUGGACCGUGUUGACCGAGAGUCAUGGGAAGUCUGAACAGCUGCAGGUCACUUCUUGACUGCUGGCGUUCUAUCAUCCAGCUCUUCCACAAGCAGUUGGUCCCUUACCUUUCUCUCCCUGAUCUGGCCACAGUGAUCCAUGCGACGGUCACCUCCAGGCUUGAUUAUUGUAAGUCGCUCUACGUGGAACUGCCCUUGAAGCUGACCUAGAAACUCCAGCGGGUGCACAAUGUCGUGGUGAGGCUCCUUACGGGGUCCUUGCCGCGGGAUUACAUUCAUCCAGUGCUUUACCAACUGUACUGGCUCCCGGUGGAGUACAGGGUCAGGUUUAAGAUGCUGGUUUUGACCUUUAAAAGCUCUAUGUGGCCUAGGACCCACGUACCUAUGGGACCGCCUCUCCUGGUAUGCCCCGCGGAGAACCUUAAGGUCCACAAAUGACAACACUUUGGAGGUCCCAAGUCGCAAUGUGGUUAGAUUGGUCUCAACUAGGGCCAGGGCCUUUUCAGUACUGGCCCUGACUUGGUGGAACGCUCUGUCACAAGAGACUAGGGCCCUGCGGGACUUGACAUCUUUCCACAGGGCCUGCAAGACAGAGCUGUUCCGCCUGGCUUUUGGUUUGGACUCAGUCUGACCCUUAUGUUUAUGGGCUACUAUUAAAAUGAGACUGCAUUUUAAGUUGUAUUUUAACCCGUAUUUUAAAUUGGUUCCCCCCCCCCUUUUCUUUACCCCCCCAUUAUGUUUUUAUUGUAAUUUUACUGGUGUUAGGCGCCCUGAGCCCGGCUCUGGCCGGGGAGGGCGGGGUAUAAAUAAAUUAUUAUUAUUAUUAUUAUUAUUAUUAAGCCAUGAGGAGAAAACAAUGCCUGCGCAGUUGUGACUGCUUUCUUGUGCUAAAAAUGUGUACAGAUUGCUUCCAGGAAGCAACACAUAUCUAUUAUCUUAGCUGUGCUGGUUUCUUUGUUGCUUCUGCUGUGUGACCUCUUUACAAGGAGAGCGUACGAGAACCUAAACUAGGCCUCGCCCUUCUCGGAAACUGGCAAGUUGUUUGCAAAUUUUUCACUUAUCACCUGUAAGGCUAGUUUUCCAGUUUUGGUUUUCCUUUUGCUAGAACAUUAGCAGUGGCAAAAUUUUUAUCUGUGGUUGCAAGAACCAAUGAUCCCUAUAUUCUGAACAAAAUGCUUGUUUAACCUGGAGGUAGGCCGUAUGACAUGUGUAUUGCUUUGGUCUCCGGACCAUAAUAAAGAUAGUUGUUGUUGUUGUUUUUUCCAAAUCCCAGCGUCUCGUGGUGAAGCCUGAUCAGCUGAUAAAGCGGCGUGGCAAACUUGGCUUGGUGGGGGUGAAUCUUGACCUGGAACAGGUGAAGGCCUGGCUGAAGCCGCGUCUCGGACAUGAAACCACAGUGAGUGUUGCCAUUCUUUCUCUGCCCCACCUGCUUGACUGAGUUGUUGUCAAGAUGAAAUGCUGCAAUAAGCUUCCUUUUGAGGACGGGCAGGAUAUUAACGAAGCAAAUAAAAAGCGACAAGAUUAAUUUAUGACCUUGAAAGAAGGCAUUUUCCGUGGCAGCUCACUAAGUUGUGAAACUGAGGCACCUUUAUUAAUAUAGCUUCUGGUGAAUGCUGAAGACACACCUCUUUACCCUGGCCUUUGAGGUGCAUCUUUUUAAAACUCACCUUAUUUCUGUAAUUUAAAAUUAUUUUAAACUGUUUUUAGUAUUGUGCUUUAAUGUGGUAACCCACCCUGGGAACUUAGGGUGAGGGCCAGGGAAAUGAUAAUAAUUUUGUGAGAAUGUAGCACUUCAUAAUGCAGGGGCGAAUAAUACCCUUUGUUUUCGAUAUCUGGGUGGGGCUUCUCAUUCAGAGUAUGUUUGUUUCUCAUUUUCCACAGAUUGCCAAAGCUAAGGGCAUCCUAAAGAACUUCUUGAUAGAGCCUUUUGUUCCACACAAACAGGUUAGUUUUAUUUGUACGCGAAACAUAACAGUUAUUGCGGGAGCACAGCUUUAGUCUUGCAUCAUAAAGGCUGCAACUCCUUUCCUCCAAGACCCUUUCCCCCAUGGAGUGGCUUUUAUUAAUCAAACCAAAGAAUUUUGAAAACCUUGGCAGAGAAAUUGGAUAACCUCCCCUUGAGGCAACGAACACUGUUGCAGGGAGGGGUAUUGGAAGCUUUCGGCCUGCCCGUAUUCUCCUUCAUAUACUUCCGUUGGUUCCGAAAACGCAAAAAAGCUCUGCUGCUCUUUGGUCUGGGAAAACCUUUACCAUCCUGGUGUCUCAAAUCCACAGGCGGAGGAAUUCUACGUGUGCAUUUACGCAGCCCGCGAGGGAGACUAUGUGUUGUUCUACCACGAGGGCGGCGUGGAUGUGGGGGAUGUUGAUGCUAAGGCUCAGAAGCUGCUGGUGCGCGUGGACGAGAAGUUGGACGAACCCAGCGUCAAGAAGCAUCUACUGGCACAUGCCCCGCCGAACAAGAGAGAGUAAUUCUGAAAUCUUGCUCUUUUUAUACACAUAUUAAAAUGUUAAUUGUGGGUUAUGGACAGUCGUGUUUUACAUGACCGUGCAGGGUAAGUACCCCAGCUCUCCCCCCCCCCCCCCCGAGUAGAGCUGGGCGAUAUAUUGAUAAGUUGUCCGAAACUGGUAUGGCGUUCAGAUUGCAGCAGCUCCAGUUGCCUGCGGAUGAAAAAGGCUCAGGCAGGCAGGCAGAUCCUGAGAAGGUUCUGGUGAGCACCUUCUUGGACUCCAUCUGCCUAUGCCCUUGAGGAAGCCCCCCGCCCCUCGUGAGCCUGAGCAGCAUCGGGGCUUGCUCAGCUGGGGGGUGGUGGUGGAAGGCUUCCCAUCCCCCAUCUGAGCAGUUUUAAUGAAGCACCGACGCUCCUCGUUUGCACGAGAGCAGGGGAGGUAUCUGGCCUCGCUCACUAGGGCUGGGUGAUGCAUCCCUGCUGCUGUUUCUACCUCCCCUAACUUGGGGGAACAAGAAGCGGGUGAGAUACAUUCCAGACGUUGUGGUAUAUCAGCACAUCACGGUAUUUAGCUGCUCAUAUAGCACAGUGUUGAGAACCAGCCCUACUCCUGAGAAGAGCUCUGUUUUGAAGUCAUCCAAAAGGUGUCUUCUGGUUUGCUUUUACAGUGGUACCUUGAUUUACAACCAUAAUCUGUUCCGGAGGUCCGGUUGUAAACCAAAACAGGUUGUAACCCAAGGCGCACUUUCGCCAAUGGGGCCUCCAAAAAAAGGGGGGGCUUGUAAAAAAAAAGAAGAAAGGGACACACACUUCCGGGUUUGACUUUGUUAUAAUCCAAAACGGUUGCAAACCAGGGUACCAUUGUAUAUGGUAGGUAGAGGUUCCCGGGAAGGGUUUGGAAAAUGCUUCUAGGCCAGCUUUAGUUUAAAGGGACAGGAAGGAACUGCUUUUCAGUACAGUGGUACCUCUGGAUGCGAACGGGAUCCGUUCCGGAGCCCCGUUUGCAUCCUGAAGCGAAUGGCAACCUGCGUCUGCUCGUGCACGGGUUGCAAUUCGCUGCCUCUGCGCAUGCGCGUUACGUCAUUUUGAGCAUCUGCGCAUGUGCGAGUGGUGAAACCUGGAAGUAACACGUUCCGUUACUUCCGGGUUGCCGCGGAGCGCAACCCGAAAAUGCUCAACCUGAAGCAACUUCAACCCGAGGUAUGACUGUAUCAGAUUUCAGUUAUGUUCCUCCUCUAGCAUCUGAAGCUGUCAGGCAGGACUUCCACGCUCAAGGCCCGGGUAUACCUGUGGCUGGGGCAGGCCAGCCCUAUAGUGGUUGGCUGGGCUUGCACCAAAGCUUGUAGUUGCCACUUGCUUCGCCCCCUCUGCCCCUCUCUGGACAAGAUCCCCUCCAACCAGCCAUUCCCAAAGGAGACACCAGUGGAUAGGGGAACAUACCCUUCUGGACAACAAUGCUUGAAGGUGCCCUGAACAACUUUGGGUAGCAGUGCCCAGCUCUCCUCCGCCUGCGUUCCUUGCUGUAGCAAGAAAAGCCGGCCCAGGGAGGGUUUCCUGUUGGGCCCUGCAUGGCAGAGGCUCUUUAGGCAUCUUGACCAAACAACCCCAAGCCUUCAUCUCGGCAUAGGAGCUGGGGCAGUGGCAGGGACUGCAGCGCAACCCACAGGACAACCCUUCACCUGCCUCUGCGGCUUCGAAGUCUGGAGGAAGGCCAGCAGCUCGCUAUAGGGAAGUGCUGCUUGCUAUGGCGAGCAUAAUUGUCUGAAGUCCACCUGUGGUCUUUAAGAAAAGCAUCCUUAGUACUCACAAAGGUUGGUAGAGAAAACAUCCUCUGUUUUUCUCCUGUCCUUUUUUUGUUUCUGUGGUGGUGAACGGCUGGGUUCUUCCCCCCCCCUUUCUUUUCUUUUUAGACUAAAAAAUCAUUUUCUCGACAAGGAGGUGCCCUGCUGACAUUUUGAAGGAGCCUGCUUUCCUUUUAAUGUCGUCUUCAGGCGGAUAAUAAAUGGCCUUUAGGGAGGGAUCGCGAUGGCAGAUGACGCAGUCCCAAUGUCUGACUCAUUCAGGCCUGGGCGUCUGAAACCUCAGCUGGACUGAGGGCAGACAGACUGAAGGAACUAACGAUAGGGCUGUAUAACAGGCCCAAUGUGGAGUGUCUUUGGUGUGCACCCAUUUGGUUUGGAUGAAUUUGUCUGUGUCUGUGUCUGUUUUCCCAUUUUGUGUGUGUUUCUGCCUUCUUUAUAUAGUGUCUUGGCGAGCUUCAUCUCUGGCCUCUUCAAUCUUUACGAAGACUUAUAUUUUACAUACCUGGAAAUCAAUCCGCUAGGUAACUCCUCUCUGUUGUUUUCAGUGAAAUGUCCACAUCUCAUUCAUUCUGUAUUCUGCAGUUCUCAAUUAUACGGCGAAGUGUGGUAGAAUAGAAAAUGAAGAUGGAGCACGGGCCGCUCGCUGCAGACAGGCAAUGCAUUUCCAUGAACUUGUUCUUGUCAGAGUAAUUUAAAUUAGGCCUCCUCCACAAACAGGGAGCGUAGAAAGUGUCCAUUAGUCUUUGAGAGCGCUGAUGCAAGCGAACCUUUCCAGAGAUUAAUUUUGAUGUCCAGUUCUCACAAGCCUCCAGAAACGAGGGUCAAACUAGAUGCAAUAUAAAAUGCACUGUCGUCAUUCUCCCUCCCUUGUGAGUUUAAAAUAACAACCAUGUCCCCUCUCAGCUUUAAAAAUAAAUAAAUUAAAAUAAACAAAAGGGUGAAUGAUGAAGAACAAUGAUGUUUAGCAUCACAUCUAGUCUGGUCCUGAGAAAUCCACUUUGAUCAGAACAUGUAGCAUCCUUUAUUUCCGAGGAUCACUUAAUAUUUUUAUUUAUCUAGGAAUUUUAUUUGACAUGGGAUAUAUUGUGCAAAUUCACUGCAUCCUUGCCUGCAUGUAGCAGGCAUGGUUGGUGUAUUGCAUGAUGUGUGACUUUCCCUUCCCCCAGCUCUAUAAUUCCCAGGGGCUUCUUUUGGCCUGUGGUGGGUAUAUGCAGGAAGCAGAGGUGGGGGUGGGGAUGACAAAUUUGCCUGCCACUUCUUGUUGUUGUUAAAUAUACAUACUGCUUAUAUGCCAAUAUGGCUUCCAAGUGGUUUGCAACUAUAAAAUCAACCCACAAUUAAAAUACACGUAAUAUUAAAACAUCCUUAAUUGAAAUAUACAAUCAAACAAAUAACAAAAAAAGCCGCUAAAAACCCACCUCUCAGAUUAAAAGAACUAAAUACUUAAUAACCAGACCCACGUGUCUUCAUGAAAAAGGAGGGGGGACGACCCACAGAUCAUCAUUAAACUAUUAUGCACUUAAUGCAUUCAGGAGAUAGUUGUAAGAGAGGUAUUUGUAAGAGAGCACAUUUCUAUUCAGUGAAAGUUGGCUUAUUCAUGUGUUACGCAAUGUUACUGGCCUUUCACCCAGUAAAGAUAAAAGGGAAAAGUCUAGCUCCUCUUUCAGGCCCUGAGGGAGACACAUUUUUUAAAAAUACUUCAGGAUCCACUGUGUUUAUUUUCUAAGUAAAGGUUUUGUUCUGAGUCUUUGGAUGCUUUUGUUUUGUUUUGUUUUCUGGGGUACUCCUGUGAUGUGAAGCAGCCUGCAGCCAUGUUCAGAAUAGUCAGAAGUAGUUUGCUGCAGACUAAAAGGCACUUUGGCACAAAAAUAUCACAGAAAGUGACCAUGUAUGGAGUUGACCUUGUUCAGCAUGGGCUGGCUGUGGGUCUUGGGUAGAUGUUAGCCACCCCUGUCUUUUCUGCGUCCAGAUUUAUUCCAGAAGUGUGCCCCAGCCAUUGGAAGGUGCUGGUUGUGCUAUGAUGGUGGAUCUGGUUCAGCACUCAACAGGGAAAGACCCCAUGAAAUUGAGAACCAUUUCCUACCUAGGCAACGCCUUGAAACUAGAUGUUUUCCAUUCGUUUUUCCUUGUUAGCUGGUUCAUGCUGACCUCCUCCUCCUUCUUCUGUCUCCCCCUCUCCCUUCACCAACAAAGUUGUAACCGCAGAUGGCGUUUAUGUUCUUGACCUUGCUGCGAAGAUCGACGCAACGGCUGACUAUAUCUGCAAAGUGAAAUGGGGCGAUGUGGAUUUCCCCCCUCCCUUUGGAAGAGAAGCUUAUCCAGAGGUAAAAGAAAAGGGCUGCUCUUAGGGUGGUGUUAGGGAAUUAAGGUAGCCUAAGUGCGUUCUGUUGAGCGUGAGGCUCCUUGACUUCAGCUAACGUGCAAAAAAGCCUCCAUCUCGAAAUCCGAAUUCCCAUCAGAACAGUUUGGUCCCACUUUGGUCUCCCAAAAUCCCCUGUGUCUUGUUGCUUGGCAGAAUGUCUCCAGCGUUUAUCUGAUGCUCUGGCAUUUCUUAAUUUAGUAAUUACAGCAAUUGCACAAAAUACAAACCAAGGUGGAAGGUUGUUGUUUUUUUUUAAAAAAAGAAUUGUUGUCUAGCCAAGAAAUCCAUUUAGAUACCUCUUUUCUUCCCUGCCUGCCAAUCCCCAUUAGUGUGUUAUGGCUCAAGUGCUGACACUUAACUCAAUUUGGCCAGGUUUCUAAUGGAUGAGUUUUAAAAAAAAACAACACAACCUCACUGAAUCAUCCCCCUUGCCAGGCACUAAUGAAGACUCUUAGACUCUACACUUGUUAAGAAUGUUAAUGAACUUGGGCCUGGCCUCUGCAAGAACAGAAAUGAAUGUUCUCAAAAUGCACAGGAUAGGAGCAGCUCCCAUAGGAAGGCCCAAUCUCUGUUAUUAACUGAGGUUUGGGCCCCUACCCAAUCACUUCAUCAACCCCCUUUUUCUUCGUACACCUUUCUUGAACAUUGGUUCUUUCGUCCGUCCCUCCAGUGGUAGCUGUGGUAGUUUGGCUAGCCUUGGAGAUGAACAGAAAGCACCCCUCCUGUUUUUCACUGGUUUUUCUUUCUCUCAUUUUGGGGGGUGCUUCUACAGCAUUAUUUGGGACCUGGGGUAGUCCAGCUUCCUUCCUCUUCAGAUCUAAUAUUUGCACCAGAGAUUUACAUUGGCCUGGAAUCAUUUAACUAUAAUUUAUCAGAUUCCCAUAGCACCUCACAGUAUAAAAUUGCCAGGAUGACAAGUCUGGUAUCCAUACUUGACAGGGUGGGGCAAGCACAGGGGCCCAUUAUCCCUGGAGGACCAAACACAACUGAUACCUGGCUGCCUUUUUUAGAAAUAAUAAUAAUAAGGUUUUUUUUUAAGUGGCUUGAUACUUUGAAGAGAAACCCCGGUCCAGGCGGUGGCUGAAUCCCUCCAACGUUGAUCUUCAAUACCUCUGCCCCCAUCAAACACCACUGGGCAGAUAGAGUUGUGUUGCUUUCAACACUGCCACCCAUCUCUUCUGCCUCGUUAGUUUUUUUGGGUGAAAGAGUGGGAAAGUUUAUCAUGCCUGUGGCCUCCUCAGACCUGGCCUUGACCUUACAGGCUUGUUUACAUUAUUAUUAUUAUUAUUAUUAUUAUUAUUAUUAUUAUUAUUUUCAGCUUAACAGGAGACUUGGGUUGAGAGAUCAAGGGAAUGCCUGUGUAAAAGGUGUGCCAAAUGUUGUGACCUCCCUCAAGGAAUCAUGGAAUCGUAUUGAUGUAGGGGGAGAGGAGCCAUGAUCGAUGACACACCUUGUAAAUUCCUGAGGGUGGGACUAGAUUUUAUCUUUGGAAACAUUGGUUUCAAUAUACGUGUUUGAAAACACAGAAAUGAGUGCAAAGAUGUGCACCUUGCCCCAUUUUGACUCCAGAAAAGACAUUUAUCUGGCUUCAUAACUCAAUGAGUGAGCGAGUGUCAUUUAAAUUGAUCUACGGGCAUUUGUGGGGGAAAAUGGAAAUAUGGGGAAAGGAUUACUUGCUCCUCCUUUAUUUCCCCCCACAAAUGCCUCUGGCUUUGUGUUAUGAGAGAAGUGCGGAGUUUACUGUUUUGUCCUUAGAAGUUUUGAUUCUAAUAAUAUGUGGGCUCUUGUCUGCAGGAAGCCUAUAUCGCUGACCUAGACGCCAAGAGUGGAGCCAGCCUAAAGUUGACCAUCUUGAAUCCCAAAGGCAGAAUAUGGACCAUGGUGGCUGGAGGCGGCGCCUCCGUAGUGUACAGGUACCAAGCACAUAUCUUGUGGGAGUGGCAGCUGAAUAAUGUAUGGUUCAUCCUAAACUCCAAGUUCCAUCUUUUGAUUAGUCAUCGUUUGCUCUUCCUUGCCCAAUCAUCCCACACGGGUUAAUCAUUGUUGGAAUGGAAUGAUGAGACUUUUGAGAGGUCCCUGGAACUCUCUCGGCGGUACAUUGCCCUUAAUACUUAGGAGAUUUUGCUGUCCCUGAAAUGGAGCCUACGCUUAGGCCUUAGACAACAUAUUCCAUAUAAAUACACAGACUGAUAACCUGAUACAUGAUUUGCCACCCUGGGAAUCUCUGCUAUUUUUGCUUUGCUUUCAAAAUGCAGUUGUAGCAAAAAUGUAUAGUGAGAAUUCUCAGGUGUUUAGGCUUGUGGAGCGCGGCUUCACAUAUCAAUGCUUGAGAGGCAUGGUGGUCCUGCCACAUUUUUCUCCAGUUGCCAUGGUGGCUGGAAGAAACUGUGCUUAGGCUCAGUUAUGACCACUGCUGGGUAAAUUCUUACCAACACUUAACUUUGGGAAGCCGAGCAUAUUUUAUGCAAGAUAAUUUGAUACGCAUGCACACACUUCAAUUCUGCUAAGCGGGUUCUAAUCCUCGCUAACUAAACUGGCUUCUCUGCAAAGUUCAAAAAAACCCCACCUCCCACUGUUGGCUGAGCUGCUGUGUUGUCACAUGAACAUUUUAUUUUAACUACUGUGGCGGGAUUUUCUGACUGAAGAGCAGUUCAGCCAGGCUAGCUGAUGCUCUUGCCUCAGUUCCUCAUUGUGAACUAGGAAUGCAGCCUCGUUCUUGCUCCGCUUUCCACAGGGUCUUAUGGGCAUCCUUAGUUUCGCAGACUGAGCCGUCUUAAUAUCACUUGUGUGCUUUCCACUUAGUGACACCAUCUGUGACCUUGGUGGGGUGAACGAACUCGCCAACUAUGGCGAAUAUUCCGGAGCGCCCAGUGAACAGCAGACCUACGACUAUGCCAAGACUAUCCUCUCCCUCAUGACACGGGAAAAGCACCCAGAAGGUAAAAGAGAAUGUGUGGGGUGGGCGGCACUUUAAGCCUGGGGACUGUUAGAAUUCCUCCUCCAUGAUUGCAGUCAUGGGAUUGUUGUCUAUCACAUGAUGGUGUAUGUUUUGACUCCACAGAGUGGGAAGUCACGGAGACAGGAUGUUUAAGUUACUCUGUUCCACGAAGUGGGACUAUUGUCCCUCAUUCUUUUUCUCUUUGCUGUCUGAUGCUAGAGAGAGAGGGAGCCAUGUUGCAGUGCUGCAUGUGUGUUAAUAUGCAAAUAAAGUAGAUUAGCCAAAAUGCUGAGUUGCUGAGGUCUGUUAUGCAUGAUGCGCAAACUCUACAGAUCCCUAAUUGUGCCGGUGUCUGUUGGCAUCGGUCGCUAUGAUGUUCAGGCUGAAGAAAGCUUUUGAAGCUCCCGAACGAUCGACCAGGAGGGAGAGAACAUGCCAGUUGGGCAUGUGUCUCUGCCAGGGUCCUACUCAAGUGUAGGCCGAGCUUCUGACAGGGACCAUUCUGAUUGGCCCAGGAGGCCAUGCCCAACCAAAUCCCCCUCUGACCAGCCAUGUUCCACACCUUCCUCGAGCAUUUUUGGCCUUCCUGGAAUGAGCCACUGAACUGUGAUAUUGUCUCUUGGAUGCGGAAUGGAGAAAGGUGUGUUUUGUGUGUGGAUGUAGAAACCUUGGGUGCGCCUUUUGUGUGUCAGGAGUGUGGUUUACUGUGGAAAGCUGUUUCAUAGAAAUACUUGUUGCUCUUCGACGCAACACCUUGGUGGUCGGACGUUGGAACCACCGUUCUCUUGAACCCAUCCUAGUGCCUAGAAAUGACCCAGUUAAUGGUCCAUGCUGGGCUGGCCAGGAAAAAGAAUGUGACAACAAGCAAGGGAGAAGCAGAUAAAGAGAAGAGAGGGAGCUGGCAGGUAGAGAAACUCAGAUGGGGAAGGAGGAGAAGGUCAAUGAGAGGUGAGAGGAGGAGGGACAAGAGGAAGGAACAGUAGCAGGAAGGACCCGGUUUCUGACCUGGAAAUGCUCCUACCUGGCUCAGUGAAAGCCGAGGGGCAUCUUAAUGGCCUCCUGGCCCCACAACCAGCUAGAUCCUUUGGGGACUGAGACUCCCUGCCCCAGUGGUCCUCUAGGAAGGCCUAGCCUCAACCAGACCCUACAGGACUUCUACCCUGGUGCAUUUUCACCAACACCUUCCAAAGAAGCUGGUAAGCAUUUAAGUCCUGCAACUGCUUGCUGCUGAAUGUGGUGAUAAUGAGUGAUUGGGUUUGUGCAAAGCUUUCCAAAUGACAGCUUUUCUCCCACCCCCCGAGACAUCUAGGUGCAUUCAGAAUUUCUUCAGGGAACCAAUGUGUGCAUGUUAUUUUAAAAUGACCAAUGUCUAUAUUGGAGCAUCCUCCUGGCCAGUGCUGGAUUUACAUAUAAGCUAAACAAGCUAUAGCUUAGGGCCCCACUCUCUUGGGCCCCCCCCCCAAAAUUAAAGGAAAACUGGAUGUACCUAUUACUAGAAAUACCGUCUUUUACACUCACUAAGUGUAACAGGGUACAAAGGUCUGCUGUUCCAAUGAACAGUGUGGGCUGCUAUGGUGAUAUUGACAUUAUAUAAAAAAUCCAUUGUAUUAACGACAAUUGCAUUGUACAGGUUAUAACCUUAAUUUCAUAUUAAUAAAGCUAUUUAUAAUUAUUAGUAGUUUGCAUCAUAUAUUUACACCUAUUAUUAUUUCAUUUUAUAGUGAGUUUCUAGAGACUAGAUUAUGAGUCUUUGUAAAUUGUGUUUCUAAAGGAACUCUUGUUAUUGCCAAAUGCCAACGUGUUUGCAUUAUUAAGUUUGUUAUGAAUAAAAAAUCAUUUUAAGUUAGAGCUUAAUAAUUAUUUCACUAUUAAUAUACUACUACUUCGUUGUAUUUCACUGUUAAUAUACUUCUUCUUAAUUGUAUUUCAGUUCAACAAUUACUUUGAUAAAAAUACAUAUUUUGUUAGGUGCAAAUGGCUUUAGAUACCUAUCAGGUCCAUCAAUUAGCAUAUAGCAUAUAUUCAACACAAAAAACAGCGACAAUUUGUUGUUGACAAAGGACAGCUGGACAUAUAAAGGGCCUCGUUACCUUCAGUAGCUUAGGGCCUCAUCAAACCUAAAUCCAGCCCUGCUCCUGCCUAUCAGCUGCUUCUAAAGCACUCCAGGCCUAGGAUUAUGUUCUGGUAUUUCUUAACAAAUCAAUUCCUUUCUCUUCCCUCUUGUUCCUUCCUCUACCUUGCACAGGCAAAAUCCUGAUCAUCGGAGGGAGCAUUGCUAACUUUACCAACGUGGCUGCCACCUUUAAGGUAAAGUUGAUCCCGAAAAGGUGCAUGGCACUGGUCAUUCAUAUUGGCAUCCUCAUCUGAGUACGCUGGUAAAGAAACAUUUACGUUUUGCUGAGUUUCCAGGGUGGAUUCGAACUGAAUUGAAUGGGCUGUUGACUCAGCACUGUCUGUGCGAGUGCCGAGGGAACUUAGGUUUUGUCUGGGGCAAGUGCUGCAGCGCUGUGAUGAGGUUCAGUACUCUUGCGAGGAUCAAAAAAUAGGAACUGCCUCUAGUCUUUCAUCCUAGUUGCAGUGCACUGACCAAGGUAGCCUGUCCUUCAGCUUCUGUGGUGAGAGGAGGCAAGAUCAGGCGAGGCAGAGAGAUGUGGUGUGAGCAUCGUUAAUGUGGAUUUUGUUGGCUUGAUAGCUAGAGCUAGCCAUGAGUGUCUGUGCAUGAUUCUCUGUUUUUAAUAUUUCCUUCUGCAGGGCAUUGUGAGGGCUAUUAAAGAUUAUCAGGGUCCUCUGAAAGAGCAUGAGGUCAGGAUCUUCGUGAGGAGAGGAGGCCCAAACUACCAGGAGGGCUUACGAGUCAUGGGGGAAGUAGGUGAGUAACCCUGAGGAUUAUUUAAACUUCAAAUACUUCCUGCUUCCUCAUUUGCUUUCAUUUGUUUUUGCUCUCAGCCCAGGUCCUUAGCCUCAUUUAAAGAGUGCUGAUGACAGCUGGCAACAAAGGUUUCUCAAUAUGGCCCCUGGGGUUCCCCAUCUGACUUCCAGCAUGGCUGAUGAAAAGAACCUUCAUGCCCCUCAGCCAAUCUCUUGAACUUGAGCCCAGAAGCAGGAGAAGGAAAGCCAGCAGACUUUCCAGUGCUUGCUCUGUUCAAAACAUGGUUCUCUGUUUAAAAACCAGUGGCUGGCCCCAGGGCAUUAAAGACUUGGUAACUCCAACUUUUGACAAUUCGGGCUACAUUUUUUUUAUGCUGCUAGAUUAAGACUUCUCUCUUACACUGUCUCCCAGUAGUACUAAACUUAACCGGUGAUGGUCAUUGCUGUGUACCCAUGAUAAAGCAAGGCCUCUCUUUAACUUCACCAUACAGUGGACGCUCAGGUUGCGAACAUGAUCCAUGUGGGAUGCACGUUCGCAACCCACAGCGGCGCAGUGCGUUUCUGCGCUUAUGCGCAAAGCGUGAUUUAGCGCUUCUCCGCAUGCGCGACUGCCGAAACCCAGAAGUAACCUGUUCUGGUACUUCCAGGUUUCGGCGGUCCGUAACCCAAAAAAACGCAACCUGAAGCGUCUGUAACCCGAGGUAUGACUGUAUUUCUAGAGCGAGUCUUUGCCAGGGAGGCUGCAGCCUGCUCUGAUUCUGCUCUUUUUCUUUUGCAUUCAGGGAAAACUACUGGCAUUCCUAUCCACGUCUUUGGUACGGAGACCCACAUGACUGCCAUUGUCGGCAUGGCACUGGGACACCGGCCCAUCCCAAACCAGCCUCCCACGGCAGCCCACACGGCAAACUUCCUCCUCAACGCCAGCGGCAGCUCCUCGGUAAGGCUGGUACUGCAAACCUGAGAGCCGGAGUGGUUAACAGUGUCAGACUAGGACAGGGGAGUAAAGGUAAAGGGACCCCUGACCUUUAGGUCCAGUCGUGACCGACUCUGGGGUUGCAGCGCUCAUUCGCUUUAUUGGCCGAGGGAGCCGGCGUACAGCUUCUGGGUCAUGUGGCCAGCAUGACUAAGCCGCUUCUGGCGAACCAGAGCAGUGCACGGAAACGCCGUUUACCUCCCCGCCGGAGUGGUACCUAUUUAUCUACUUGCACUUUGAUGCGCUUUUGAACUGCUAGGUUGGCAGGAGCAGGGACCGAGCAGUGGGAGCUCACCCCGUUGUGGGGAUUUGAACCGCCGACCUUCUGAUCGGCAAGUUCUAGGCUCUGUGGUUUAACCCACAGCGCCACCCACGUGCCACCAGGGUUCAAAACUCCAGAUGGCCUUGAAGCUCGCUAGGUGACCCUGGGCCUAGUCACUGCCUCCCACUCUAACCUACCUCACAGGGUUGUUGCAGAGGGAUUAAAGGAGGGAGGAGAGAACCUUGUAAGGCCGCCUUGAGCUCCUUGCAGGAAAAGGCGGGACCUGCCGGUAAGAAAUAAUAAUAACCCUAUAGCACAAGGGUGGCUUAUUUCCUGGCCCGAGGACCCACACUGAUCCAGCCACCCCUUCAAGGGUCACAUGCCAGUUCACGCAUAGAUCACAUGCAGGCACACUCAAUACGCAUUCAUGCUCGCCACAGGAACAAAUGCACACAAACUUAGGUAGACAGCCCUCCCUGCUCCAGCACUGGGAAUGUUGCCUUUUAUGCUUAAAGAGUAAGGAUUUAUCUCCUGUCUUGGUGCUGUGGCAUUCAGUACUAAGAUGAGAGGUGGAAGUUUCCUCUUCCUGCCCUUUAGGGGAGAUUUCUAAAGAGCAGGCAGAGGGAUUUCAUCUCCUUCCACUGUGGUUUGGUGGGCUGGAUUGGGGCUGUGUGUGUUAGGGAGCCACUAACCCCCUUUUUUCUGGCUUCUCUGUUCCCCUUCAGACCCCAGCAACAAGCAGAACGGCAUCUUUUUCUGAGUGCAGACCCGACGAUCUGGCUCCGGCAAAGAAGGCAAAGCAGACAACGCUUUCUGGUAAGCUCCCGGUUUCUCUCCCGUUUCUUCGGAUUCCCUCGCAGUGCUGCUUUCGCAUUCCUGCGUGCUCUCCCUUUGCACUGGCUGCUGGAGCGUGGAAAUCGGAAACGUAAUAUUUUCAGGGAAUCCUUUCCAUGUCUGUCCGUUCGUCCCCCUCUGCCCCCGCCCUGCCAAGGAGCAUUUCCCAUGGAAUCCCUGCAUUUUGCAGAUAAUUUUGGUAGCACGCUCUCUCCUUUUGCAUGUUGCGUUGACCGGGUCUGUUAUGCCUUGUUUCUUGCCUUGAGGAAAAACCCCUAGGCAUCAUUGUGUCUUUCUUUAAAUUCAGGGACGGGGUGGGUGGGUUGGAGAUCUUCUGAGCAUCGCCUUCCACUGGAAACCUCCCCGUCAGCAUAUGAGCAUGUAACAUCUUUGCACAUAGCACCACCCACUUCCUGAUUUGUGCAAGGCAAGGUUUUUAGCUUCCGUUGUUGGCAGCUGCAAUGUGAAACCAGUGCUGUUUGCAGGAAUGUGGCUCUGGGUCUGCCUCUUGUGGGAUCCUCUCCCUUCCCUGGAACUUUUAUCUCCCACACCAACUCUCCCUGCACAUCCCUGGGGUUGAUGCCCCAAAAUUUGAGAUCCACCGAUUCUGGGCCAGUUGCCCGCCACGAUAGUUUUCACACACAUAUCCUGCCCCGCAUUGACUGACACCUUUCCCCCUUUCCCUACUAUCCUGGUAAGAUUCGAAAGAGCUCCUGGGUUCCUAGACACCUGGUUUGAAAACCACUAUACUUAAGAUUGCAGUCGCUUAAGCCCCUAUCCCAACUAUCCCCCCCACCCCCGAGCGUAAUGUGAGACGAAAGCCAAGACAGGCAGCCUUGUCGGAUUUCUUGCAAUGGUGAUUCUCUCUUUAACAGAUGCGUCCCCACCUCCGAGACCUGUUCAAGGUAGGACCCCACCACUAGCUCAGCUCAGUGUCCAGCCUUGCUACCAGCUGCUUGUGCAGUUAUUUUUCAACGGGUGUCCUGUGUGGUUUUUGGUUUGGGUUGGCCGGUGUUAUUCCUGCUCUUUACCCUUGCAGUUUUGUUGCCUGGUUUGUCCCUGUCCCCUCUUGUCCCUGGUAAUGUGGCUUUUUAAAAACACCUCUCUCUAUCUCUCUUCUUUCCCCUCUUGCCUCUUAUUUAUUUUAAUUUCCCCCCCUAAAACACAAUUGUGGGAAAAGAAGGGCCUAUGAUCACCAACUACCAUAUUAGUCUGCAUAUAAGUCGCCCUCGAAUGCAGGCCACACUCCUAAAAUGAAAUAUCUUUGAAAGUGGGGAGGAAAAAUACCGUAAAUCGCUGGCAGCAUCCAGUGUCUUUCUAGAUUCCGCUCACAAUGAACAGUUCUCUGGGCAACCAGUGCCACCUGUUGAGAAGGACGGGCAAUGGUUAUACAAAAGGUCCCACCUUAAACCACAGCUUUUCUAUCUGUUAAGACUGUGACUAUAGACCUGUCUCAGGUUUUAUGCAAGCCAGAAUUGGGAAAGAGUGCAGACUAUAUUCAGACUGAUGUGGUAUUAUUGUCAAGUCUUUGUAAACCUCUCCCUUGCUCUCAGGGUGGUACAGUUCCAAUGUAAUCUUUAUUGGCCCUCCUGCUAUUGAAUUGUGAGCUGGUUUGCCACUGACUUUGCAGGUGUCAGGCAUAUAGUGCUUUCACCCCCCCAUAGCCAGUGGUUUUUAGUGCAGUGCUACAAAUUCAGACAGUGUGUCUCUUUAUCUUUUCCUGUCUCUAUUCCUGCUCUUUCAUCGGCACCAUCUUAUCCUUUAGUCACUGGAGUUUAGAGUAAGCUAUUCUUGCUGAGGAAUUUUCUGUUGGGAAUCUUCAUCUGCUAGAUUUUAAUAGACUCACAGGAAUGCAGUGCUAUAGUACAGGAGAUGCUAUUCCAACAAUGACAACAGCGUCCUUCAGUCAAAAUAUUCCCAGGAAGGAUCACACCAAUAAAACCAUUGCAAAACAAGUUUUUCCCCUGUGGCUUACAGUUUGUGGUUUGUCUGGGGAAGCUGAACCACCAGCUGGGUUUGGACAACACGCUAAGCCCAAAUAAUGGCUUGGCUUAGCUUAGCACAGCGAAGAAACAGCUGGGAACCUCCUCUCUGGGAGCCCGCAUGUUGGUUCGCUUGCUCACAUUAAGCCAUAGCACAGGGGUAAGCAACCUAAGGCCCGUGGGCCACAAGUGGCCCGGGGGAGUCGUUUAACCAGCCCACGAGCCACCCCUGAACUGAGCUGCCUGCUUAGCGAAUCCCUGUGCGCUGCGCUAAACUGGUGCAGCACAGCACUGGGACUUGCUUCCGCAUUGCCAGAAAUUGCGUCUGCGCAGACGCAGAUGCCGAAAAUCACAUCUGCGCAGAUGCUGAAAAUCGCGUGCGCAAUCCGAUCCCUGCAUAGCAUUACCUCAGCGUUGCAUGUGGACGAGGGCGCUAAAAUAACUUCUUGCAUAUUGCCUGCCGUUCCUUGAUGGAAGAGCAGCAAUAAGCGAAUCAAAUCCUGGACUUCUCCUUCCAGAUAGGAGCCGGGAUACUUGUUUUCUUGGCCCUUCUCCCUUGUUUUCAUCCUGCCUCUGUUUCCUGCUCCCUUUCCCAAUCCUUUAGGCACUUUAAGGUUUGGUCUAUCAUAAAUAAAAACCCAAAUACCCUUUGUUUACCCUAUCCCACUUUAGCAUUUGUGGUAGAUUGUGGUGGUUUUUAGAAGUCUGGUUGGUGUGUUUAAGCUGCUUUUGUGUGCUGCCACUCAGCAGAAUGAAACAUUGGGUGGGUAGGUGGGAUCUCUGGUUGGGGACUUCCCUGGGAGUGUGUUUGCGUGUUGGCGAUAGAGUGGCUGCCAUUGUAAUGAAAACCACCGGGGCAACCUUCCUCAGCCCAAUGCUCUCCAGAUGUUGACUCCAUCCUCCCUGACUGAAGGUCUGAUGGAAGUUGGAACCCAACAAUACCUGGAAGGCCACUCCUGUUUUAGAAUCAUCAUUACAGCUCCUAGUUCCAAAUUAGCUUUCAGUACCUACAACAGGAAAAGCAUAUUGCAAUGGAGAGAUUGCCCACCUUUGUAAUAAAAUACUGGGCAAUCUUGUUGGUUGCUCCCCUGUCCCCACAGGUGUCAGGUGUUUGGGAUUACAAUUGAGGAGCUCUCAAACUUCGCUAUAAGUGAACUUUCAAGUCUCAAAUCACUGCUUCCCAAGUCUGCAGAUGUACCACAAGACAAAUCCAGAUACCCAUAUACUCAGCUUUACAGGUGCUGCUGUGGUUGGCUGGUUUUCAGUCUUGUGGUUUCAAUAUUGAUCAGGUUCCAUUUUAUGUAAGUGGCCUUGGGGAUCCCUCUGAGAUAGGAGGGAGGUGUAGAAAGCUGUGGGACACCUGUUGUUCCCCCCGCCCCUUCAGCACUUCCAGGUAUGCUCCGAAACGUGUAGCUGGGCAUUUCAGCAUUAUUUCAAAAAUCCUGAUAGCUGAAUUAAAAUGGGAGGCAUGUCACUCUUAUACUUGAGAAUGCUUGUGGGUUUUUUUGUUUGUUUUGUUUUUCGAGGAUAAGAUCUGCGCUGAGAGAAGUUGCCCUUGCUUCUGCACAAGUUGCUGUUUAGAGCCAGAGGCGUAGCAAGGUCAGGUGGUACCCAGUGCGGAAAUCCUUUUGUCGCCCCCCACAUUGCAAUUUUUGGGAACGUGGCCCAAAGUUGUUGAGCUUCUUUUAGGGAGGGUGCCCUAGAGUUGUUGAGCUUUUUUCGCCAUCAGUGGUCAGAUUUUUGUGAUCGGCGGGUGGCGCUCACAUCACCUGUGGCCACUGAUCGUGAAAAUCCGACCACAGAUUGCAAAAAUACGCCCGCCAGGGAUACGAGUGCUGCCUGCCGGGGAGUGCCAGGCUGAUUGCUGGCCGUAUUUGCGUGAUCAGCGGGUGGAUUUUCACGACAACGUUCACACCAGUCGCAAAAAUCUGCCCACCAGGGGUGCGAACACCACUAUGCCUAUCAACCUGGGGGGAUUUUGUAACCCACCCCCUAGGCAUGACACCAGGGGCGGCCCGCACCCCUCACACCCACCUUCCAUCGCCCCUGUUUAGAGCAUGCCCUUGAUUUGGAGAAAAGCAGAGACUCGUGCAGAGAUGCAAUGGGCAGCUUCCUCUAAAGCUGAAUAGUUUUGUAAUGGCUCUGCACCAGGGGUCACUGAAUGAUCCAAUGCAGAGGCACACCAAAAUUGUUCAGUUCAGAGUGUUUCACUCUCCUGGUGGGUGCUUAGGGAUCACAGAAGCUUUCCAAUAUGAGUCUUUAUUUAUUACAGCUUCGGGAGUGAGAAGCGCAGUCGCUUUUCAUUGUACUGAUUUAGGGGAGCAGUUGGGUCAGUCAAGAUGUCCAUUUAAGAGGGGAUUUUCAGAAACGCCCCAAGAUUGUCUGAGCCCCCUUUGGAAGAAGCUUACAGCUUUGUUUACAUAUCUUUGUAAGAAUAGCCAGUGUGUAAGAAUAGCCAGUGUGGUGGACAGGAAACCUUCCCAGUAAGAACCUGGUGACUUUGGCUGCUUUCUGUCUCUCAUGCUUUGCUUCCUACGAAUGGCUGGUAUGCGCCUCCUUCCUGUAAUGCAGAGAGAGAUGUUUGGCCAGGGAUGGCUUUUGCGGUCGUGUGCCUGGCCAUGCACUGCCGCUUGGAGCCUUUCUGUAUGGAUGUUAAACGUCUGGCCCUGGGCGGGCGGGGUCGUCUUCUCUUUUCCCCUCAUGCAGGUAAAGCCACCACCUUGUUCAGCCGCCACACCAAGGCGAUUGUCUGGGGGAUGCAGACCCGGGCUGUGCAAGGCAUGCUGGACUUUGACUACGUCUGCUCCAGAGACGAGCCUUCAGUGGCUGCCAUGGUUUAUCCAUUCACGUAUGUUCGCCGCGCCUCCGUCCUAUGUGAGGGGGUGGGGGCUGCUCCCAUUGCUCUUCCUGCAUCUCAAUUCCUUUCUGCCAUUUUUCUGUGGCUGUGGAACUUUGUGGCUAGGCUGGGACAAGCGCUGUCCUGCUAAAUAUUAUAUAUUUUCUCUUUUUCCCUCUUUUAUUGCAAACUUGGACAUUGCUUUUGUGCUUUGCCCUCCUUAAUCUGGUUCCCUUUCAUCUCUUGUCUCGGAUUGAGGCCCCAGUGCAGUGCCGGAUUUACGUAUAAGCUAAACAAGCUAUAGCUUAGGGCCCCACUCUCUUGGGGGCCCCAAAAAAAUUCAAAGGAAAAAACACUGGAUGUACAAUUCCAAAAUAUAAGAUAAAAAACAGAUAAAAUAAAACCUACAUACAGCAACAGUGUUUUGUGUUGUGUAGGCUCCUGUGAUGUACGUCAUGGGCCCCAUCUGCUAGCCUGCUCCCUAAAAUAUCACUGGUUUGCUCCUUUCUAUAUAUAGGGUGCCUACAUUCUGCAUGGACUGGUUGCCUCGCAACAUGUGCAAAUGGCUUGAGAUACCUAUUAGGUCCAGAAAUUACCAUAUAGCAUAUAUUCAACAUAAAAAACAGCGACAAUUUGUUGUUGACAAAGGACAGCUGGACAUAGAAAGGACCCCAUUACCUUCAGUGGCUUAGGGCCUCAUCAGACCUAAAUCUGGCUCUGCCCCAGUACAUCCCAUAUCCUCCUGCAUCAUCUAAGUUACACCUACCGUGCAUUGCAGCCUGUGUCAUGGUCCUUGGCAUCAUUUGACAUUACCUGGUCCUGGGGAUUACAUAGUACUUGUAGAAUCUCUGCCAUGCAUGUACUUGUUGCUUCUUUCCACAAACUAGCAAGCUGGUAGAAUUCCAUUAUCGCCCAUUGCAUUUGCAUAGCUGCCCCUUUCCUGUCCUGUUUCCUUCCUUUUCUUUUCCGUGCUCCCGUUAGGGCUGGGCGAUAACUUGUUUUCAACAUCGUGAUAUAUCACCAGCUAGACAUCGCAAUACAUCACAAUAUCUGAAAUAAGGAUGGAGCUAUGUAGAGGCAUUGGCUGGCUUCAUGGUUUUCCCCGCAUCGUGGUUUUUGCAUAGAGCACACACACACACACCCAUCUUUGAUUUGCAACAUAUUGCCAGGUCAAGAAUUAUGUAACCGAUAUCACAAUACGGACCUCAAACUGGUUUUGGACGAUAUAUCGCCUAGCCCUAACGCACGUCAUGAUUCGUGAUUUAUUGCCAGGCUAAAAAUUAUAAAACCAAUAUCAAGACAAUAGACUUCAAACUGGUUUUGGACGAUAGAUCAAUAUAUUGCCCAGCCCUAGGAAACUUGGCCACAGGUAAAUUAGCUUCAUCUUGGCUGUGCAUAGAAAACUAGCCUGCCCCAAAGGAGACCAGGCUGGAGCCCUCCUGCUUCUGAGCUCUCUUCCUGAGGGAUUGUUGUUUCUGUUGUAUGGAUGAGCAUUCAGACAUGUUUGCCCCUACCCUGAAGUCUGGCAUACCAGAUGGAGAUUGACCACCUCAGGGAGAACUAAGGCUUAGAUCGAGCCAGGAAAAGAAGUUCCCUUUUACCUACAGCAACAGAAGCUCCACAAGUGUUGCCCAAAGCAGUAAUGCACAUUCCCCACACUGGGAAACGUGCCACUGUUUUCGCCCGCAUGUGCACCUUCAUUUCUCUCUCUGUUGCAGCAGAUAAUUAAUGUUGGGGCUUGUGAUGCGUUUCCUUGCAGUGGGGACCACAAACAGAAGUUCUACUGGGGCCACAAAGAGAUACUCAUCCCCGUCUUCAAGAACAUGGCAGACGCCAUGAAGAAGCACCCGGAAGUGGAUGUGCUGAUCAACUUUGCAUCCCUCCGCUCAGCCUACGACAGCACUGUGGAGACCAUGAACCACCCGCAGGUGUGUGGAGUGGAGUUGGCGGGAUCUGUGACCCAAGUUCUGAGGAGGAACAGAAGCGAACAAAAAAUAAUACAGUGGUACCUCGGGUUACAUACGCUUCAGGUUACAUACGCUUCAGGUUACAGACUCCGCUAACCCAGAAAUAUUACCUCGGGUUAAGAACUUUGCUUCAGGAUGAGGACAGAAAUCGCAAGGCCCCAUUAGCUAAAGUGGUGCUUCAGGUUAAGAACAGUUUCAGGUUAAGAGUGGACCUCCAGAACGAAUUAAGUACGUAACCCGAGGUACCACUGUAAUUCCGUUCCUGUGCAAGCAGUUACACCACAGUUUCCAGUCACACGUAGACUGAAUGUGCAAAGGGCAGAGGGGGAUUGUGCCUGCUGGUUCGCCCUGUGCAGGGUUCCUGAUCUUGUGGUAUAACCCCUGUGCACAUAGGGCUAGGGGGAUGUGGAUGGCGCUGUGGUCUAAACCACUGAGUCUCUUGGGCUUGCCGAUCAGAAGGUCGGCGCUUUGAAUCCGCGCAACAGGGUGAGCUCCCGUGACUCUGUCCCAGCUCCUGCCAACCUAGCAGUUCAAAAGCAUGCCAGUGCAAGUAGAUAAAUAGGUACCGCUGUGGUGGGAAGGUAAACGGCGUUUCCGUGUGCUCUGGUUUCUGUCACGGUGUCCCGUUGCGCCAGAAGCGGUUUAGUCAUGCUGGCCACAUGACCCGGAAAGCUGUCUGCAGACAAAUGCUAGCUCCCUCGGCCUGAAAGCGAGAUGAGCGCCACACCCCAUAGUCGCCUUUGACUGGACUUAACCGUCCAGGGGUCUUUUACCUUUUUAGCUGUAUCCUUACACAAGGCUAUAUACACAUAUAGCUAACUGUGUCUAAGGGCCACAUUCACAACUUCCAUGAAAUACACAAAAGUCAGGAGACAGAGCCAUUGGGAACAGUCUUCUCCCCACCCGCCCCACCCCUGACCAAAAUGAUCUUUAUACACAAGAUCUGAAAAGCCGUAGCAUUUAGUCAGUUCUGGAUGAAUGAGAUAUUUUCAAAGAUUGGAGGGACAGAGCUGCUUUGCUUUUUCUGCCCCCCCCCCCCACUAGCAAUGCUAUGCAGAAUAAUGUAAAUUUAACUUGCCUAAUUUAUGCAGCUUGCAAAAUCCAGCUUUUCUUGUGGCAGAUGUUGAAUUGUCUGAUGAUACCCACAGUCCUGGUUUUAGGAUUUCUGAGGAAACUUAUUCAUUUUUAAAUCCUGCACCCAAGAGCUUUAAAAAGCCUUGAUAGUUGCCAAUGCUUUUCUGAUCCUCCCUAUCGCUGAGGAGGGAGAGACUCCAGGAAGUCAUUGCCGGUGUUGAUUUUUUCUUGGGCUGCAGAUCCGCACUGUGGCCAUCAUUGCAGAAGGCAUCCCAGAGGCGCUAACUCGCCGGUUGAUCAAGAUGGCAGACGAGAAAGGCGUCACCAUUAUCGGGCCUGCAACGGUGAGAGAAGAAGGAACCAUGGCUUUCUGUGGCUUAUUCUGCUUCGUUAAUUUGUUUUUAACGUGCGUUGAUGUGAAAAUCUAUAAAUUCUUUCCUGCACAGUGGUAAAGUAUAAUAAUAAUAAUAAUAAUAAUAAUAAUAAUAAAUUUAUACCCCACCCAUCUGGCCAGGCCUCCCCAGCCACUCUGGGCAGCUCCUAACAGAAUAUUAAAAACGCAAUAAAACAUCAAACAUUAAAAACUUCCCUGAACAGCGUUGCCUUCAGAUGUCUUCCCCGCCCCAUUUUUGUUCCCACCACAAAAAUUGUGGGAUCUGGUGAAGCCAUAAAUAAAUACAUGGGGGCUGAAUCAGAUCCCCAAAUUGUGGGUCACACCUUCUACUCUCACAGAUGGAUCUGUUACUGCUACGUUGAUGAAAGACCUUUUUUUAAAAAAAAGGCAAAUUGAGGGUAAAUCAGUUAGGAGCAAAUAUGCUCUGUGAUUGGCUCUGGGCCUGAUUUGCAUAUCCAAAAAUCCCUUGUCACAUGUACAAAAAUUCUGGAUUUGAAUUUCCCAUUUUAUGAAAGAGAGAGUUUUUGAAACUGUUGAGCUGUUACUACACAAACUACAACCGCUCCGAUAUUUCAUCUCCUUCGUUUUUGUUUGUAGGUAGGUGGAAUCAAGCCCGGCUGCUUCAAGAUCGGAAACACAGGUGGAAUGCUGGAUAACAUCUUGGCAUCUAAGCUGUACCGCCCCGGAAGUGUAGCUUAUGUCUCCCGCUCAGGAGGGAUGUCCAAUGAACUUAACAACAUCAUCUCCAGGACCACAGACGGCGUCUUUGAAGGGGUGGCCAUUGGUGGGGAUAGGUGAGAGCAGCGGCCCAAGCGAUAUUCCGUGUGCUCUGAAAUCCUUGUUCAAUCCAUCCAUCCAUCUCCUUUAUUGGCACACACAGGAUACAAAAGUAUACAAGUCAAAGCGUAAAAUUGACAUCUGUUCGUAAAAGGAGAUACUUUUAAGACGAAUCUAUUACAGUGGUACCUUGGGCUACGAACUUAAUUUGUUCCGGUGUCCAUUCUUAACCUGAGACCAUUCUUAACCUGAGGCGCGCUUUCGCUAAUGGGGCCUCCCGCUGUUGCCGUGCCGCCGGCACAUGAUUUCCUUUCUCAUCCUGGGGCAAAGUUUCUAACCCGAGGUACUACUUCCGGGUUAGUGGAGUUUGUAAUCCGAAGCAUCUGUAACCCGAGGUGUUACCUCGGGUUACAUACGCUUCAGGUUACAGACUCCGCUAACACAGAAAUAGUACCUCAGGUACUUUGUUUCAGGAUGAGAACAGAAAUUGUGCUCUGGCGGCGCGGCAGCGGUGGGAGGCCCCAUUAGCUAAAGUGGUGCUUCAGGUUAACAGUUUCAGGUUAAGAACGGACCUCUGGAACGAAUUAAGUACUUAACCUGAGGUACCACCGUACAGACAUAAUAAGGCUAAAAAGUGCCUCUCAAGUCUUAUGGCAACGUAGUUUUAAUUCCACAUUCUCCCUAAUGCCAUGCCUACAACUGUUCCAUUGAAAGGAAACCCUGAAGAAGCCAGAGCAAUCUUAACUUUUCUUUCAGCAUAGGGUUUAAAUAUUUACCACAGAUUUUUGCAUGAUAUGGGCAGUAAAACAGAACAGUUGCAAUGGUUUUGACCUGUUUUACACCUCAAGGAAAUCCUUGUUGUGUGAAUUGUACUUCUGGUUUUAAAAUACACCCACCCACACCAGUUGUGCAGCCCGGUGUUUUGUGUAAUGGAAUAAAUUCUUCUAUCCCUCUCUGUUGUGGACAGAGAGCCGUCGAUAAAAAUUGUUGAGCCUUCGAGACCGGAGUUGAAAUCUGGGCUGUUUGUGUUGUACAAUAUUCUUUAAGCAGCAGAAUCUUCUUAACAUAAACGCCUGACAAAAAAAAUGUUGUUCCCUUGUGCCUAGAUACCCUGGCUCCACUUUCAUGGACCACGUUUUACGCUACCAAGACACGCCUGGGGUGAAGAUGAUAGUGGUGUUAGGAGAAGUGAGUACCUUCAAGUUUGUUUUUCUGUCUCCAGCAUCACUUGGCAAUGGUAUCUUUGUAGCUUCAUCUCAGCAUAGGAACAUAUGAAGCUGCCUUAUAAGUCCUGUUGCUCCAUCUAGCUCUAUAUUGUCUACAUUGACUGGUAGUAGCUCUGAGAGCUUCAUCUAGAAGUAGAUGAUGAUUUGUGUGGUCAGUAUGCCUAGUAUCCACUGUACACUACAGAAGUAGGAAUGUUUGGCCGCAGAGGAGGCUGACUUGAGUCCUCACAUGACCUUCCUUUGCAUUUGCUGAGCACUGUCUUCUCAGCUGUGCCACCACUGUUGCGAAAGCCCCUCCUUCCAGAAGGAAGCUUGACCAACAGCACCUCUGUAUUCCAAUAAUAAUAAUAAUAAUAAUAAUAAUAAUAAUAAUAAUUUAUUUAUACCCCACCCAUCUGGCUGGGUUUCCCCAGCCACUCUGGGCGGCUUCCAACAAAACACUAAAAUACAAUAACCUAUUAAACCUUAAAAGCUUCCCUAAACAGGGCUGCCUUCAGAUGUCUUCUAAAAGUUUGGUAGUUGUUUUUCUCUUUGACAUCUGGUGGGAGGGCGUUCCACAGGGCGGGUGCUACUACCGAGAAGGCCCUCUGCCUGGUUCCCUGUAACUUGGCUUCUUGCAGCGAGGGAACCGCCAGAAGGCCCUCAGCGCUGGACCUCUUGCACUCUUCUUUUGCCUGGCAUUUGGCAUAUGGGCUUUGGGAAAACAUUUUAUUUUGCAGCUGCUUUUUCUCUGAAGAUAUGGGACUGCUAUGAGAUCUUUUAAAUACAGUGGUACCUUGGUUUUUGAACGCCCUAUACCUGGAAGUAAAUGCUUCAGUUUUCGAACACACCUCAGAAGUCAAACGUGCCACGCACUUUCUGUACUGAGUUUUCGUAUUGAGUUUUCCAUAUUGAGGCUUCCGUAUUGAGUUUUAAGAUUUCAAACAUUUUGGAACUCAAAUGGUCUUCCAGAAUGGAUUACGUUCGAAAACUGAGGUACGACUGUGUGUGUGUGUGUGUGUGUGUGCGCGCGUGUACACACACACACACACACACACACACACACAGUUGUACCUUGGAAUUCGAAUGGAAUCUGUUCCGGAAGUCCAUUCGACUUCCAAAACGUUCGAAAACCACAGCGCGGCUUCUGAUUGGCUGUGGGAAGGUCCUGCAGCCAAUCAGAAGCUGUUGGACAUUCAGCUUCCAAAAAUAGUUUGCAAACCGGAACGGUCACUUCCGGGAUUGCGACAUUUGGGAGCCAAAACAUUUGGGAACUAAACUGUUCAACUUCCAAGGUAUGAGAGAGAGAGACAGAGAGAGAGAGAGAGAGAGAGAGAGAGAGAGAGAGUGUUGUAGGUAGCCUUUAAAAAAAGCAACCUCACUGGCCUUUCAUUUUAUGGGGUUUACUUUAAACUGCAUUGAAUGGAACAACAGCAUACAAAUAUUUAAAUUAAAACAAAAUCUGCACAUCUUCAUCCUUCAAUACAGGAUUUCCCAAACUUGGGUCUUUGGCAGUUUUUGGACUACAGUUCCCACCAUCCCUGACUACUGGUCCUGCUGGUUAGGGAUGAUGGGAGUUGUAGUCUUUACGUAGCUCUCUUUAUAGUCCUGUAGCCCUUGUGGUCCAAUUUCACCUGCAAAAGUGGGGACUGAUUUGGCGAAAUACUUUUUUCUAUUUUAAAGAGCGCUGUGCCCACAUGGGUUGAGUUGCUGCCCUUGACUCCUUUUUUCUUUUCUUUUCUUUUCUUUUCUUUUUUUUAGAUUGGAGGAACGGAGGAAUACAAGAUCUGUAGGGGUGUUAAAGAAGGCCGGAUCACUAAGCCUGUUGUCUGCUGGUGCAUUGGGACCUGUGCCACGAUGUUCUCUUCAGAGGUAAGGGAGGAAUACAUUGAAUGGGGGUAGAAAAUCUAUUUAUUAUAGUUGGGAGUGCUGGAUCUCCGAUUAUAUUAAACAGUUGUUGAAAUCACGGAUUCUAAAACUGGGAAUGCAUAUGGGGUCUGGUACGUUUCCACGGCAGCAGAAUUCCUUGACCUGUAGCAGAGUCACUCAGCAAGUGCUGCUUGUGUGCAUGAGCUUGCAGAAGAGAGAGUCCAUAUGCUGUUGUUUCAGUAAACUAGACAGCUUUAUUUACAGCAAGAUAAACAAUCCAUCAGGGACGCGGGUGGCGCUGUGGGUUAAACCACAAAGCCUAGGACUUGCCGAUCAGAAGGUUGGCGGUUCGAAUCCCCGCGAUGGGGUGAGCUCCCGUUGCUUGGUCCCUGCUCCUGCCAACCUAGCAGUUCAAAAGCACAUCAAAGUGCAAGUAGAUAAAUAGGUACCACUGUGGUGGGAAGGUAAAUGGCGUUUCCGUGCGCUGCUCUGGUGUGCCAGAAGCGGCUCAGUCAUGCUGGCCACAUGACUCGGAAGCUGUACGCCGGCUCCCUCGGCCAGUAAAGCGAGAUGAGCACCGCAACCCCAGAGUCGGUCACGACUGGACCUGAUGGUCAGGGGUCCCUUUACCUUUACUUAAACAAUCCAUCGGAAGAUGCAGACAUUGCGUCUUCCUUGUCACGGCAGAAAAACGAAAGUAACUCACAGACCAAGAAAACAACCUCCCCCCCCCCAUGUGGAGAAAGAGACGCAGGACACACUGAGCUGUUAACCCUGCAAGCUCUAAACCUCACAAUGCAAGCCUGGCAGCGACCCAAAAGGGCUCCUAGGCACAAGUUACAUUGUGAUGAAGCUUUUGGCACUGAGAGAGGAGACCGCUGGAUUCUCAGUGCGAAAAUGAGGUCGAGGUACAGCCAAAUACGAACAGAAGAAAAGCCCUUUUGGGUCAGGCCCAUAUUCCAGCAUCCUGUUCCUGCAGUGGCUGUGGGAAACCGUCAAGCAGGGCUCGACAAUGAAAGUACCCCCCCAAAUAAAUCACCUGUGGUUUCCAGUAGCUGGCAUUAAGGAGCAUUUGUUUGCUAUGAUAUUAAUUUAAUGAAUCGAACACUUGUCUUGCUAAAGACCAGGGCCGGAUUUAGGUUUGAGAAGGCCCUAAGCUACUGAAGGUAAUGGGGCCCUUUAUAUGUCCAGCUGUCCUUUGUCAACAACUAAUUGUUGCUGUUUUUUUGUGUUGAAUAUAUGUGCUAUAUCAUGGGUAGGCAAACUAAGGCCCGGGGGCCGGAUCUGGCCCAAUCGCCUUCUAAAUCUGGCCCGCGGACAGUCAGUCCAGGAAUCAGUGUGUUUUUACAUGUGUAGAAUGUGCCCUUUUAUUUAAAAUGCAUCUCUGGGUUAUUUGUGGGGCCUGCCUGGUGUUUUUCAAUGAGUAGAAUGUGUGCUUUUAUUUAAAAUGCACCUCUGGGUUAUUUGCGGGGCAUAGGAAUUUGUUCACCCCCCCCAAUAUAGUCCGGCCCUCCACAAGGUCUGAGGGACAGUGGACUGGCCCCCUGCUGAAACAGUUUGCUGACCCCUGUGCUAUAUGGUAAUUUAUGGACCUAAUGGAUAUCUAAAGCCAUUUGCACAUGUUGCCAUGCAACCAGUCCAUGCAGAAUGUAGGCACCCUAUAUAUAGAAAGGAGCAAACCAGUGAUAUUUCAGGGAGCAGGCGGGGCCCAUUACUUACAUCAGAGGAGCCUACACAACACAAAACACUAUUGCUGUAUGUAGGUUUUCUUUUAUUUGUUUUUUAUCUUAUAUUUUGGAAAUGUACAUCUAGUUUUUUUCCCCCCUUUAAAUUUUUUGGGGGUCCCAAGAGAGUGGGGCCCUAAGCUAUAGCUUGUUUAGCUUGUACAUAUAUCUGGCACUGCUAAAGACCCACCUAUCCUUGUUAUAACAGGUGCAGUUUGGCCAUGCUGGAGCUUGCGCCAAUCAGGCAUCUGAAACCGCAGUGGCCAAGAACCGAGCUCUGAAGGAAGUGGGCGUCUUUGUACCGCGUAGUUUUGACGAGCUGGGCGAUGUGAUUCAGUAAGUAAUAUUUUUUUCAAAGAAGCAAGCAAGCAAGCAAGCAAACAAACAAACAAACAAACAAACAUCAAGCUGUAUUGUUGCUUUAUUGCUAUGGCAGAUGGCUGACGCAAAUAAAGAUUCAUUCAUUCAUUCAUUCAUUCAUUCAUCAAGCUGUAACAGGCCAACACAUAGCCUCUUGCAUGUCCUUCUCUCAGGUCAGUGUACGAAGAUCUGGUUUCCAAGGGAGUGAUUGAACCAGCCCAGGAAGUGCCUCCCCCUACUGUGCCAAUGGAUUACUCGUGGGCAAGGGUAAGUCUGCUGUUUUCCAAGCGGUUACUGAAAGAGCUAGGAGGAUGCCUGGCUUCUUGGAAUAACACAAUCAAAGUGUUAUGCUAAGAGAAAUUGGUGGAAGCAAAAGGACAAUUGCAUUAUCCACAACCAGGGUGGAUUUGAUUUAAAUCACUAGUCCAUAAGUCUUGUUUUAAAUCUUUUUCUUUUUUUACUGACUCAUUCUUGCUGGUAUAAUCUUAAUAUUCACAACCAGAUGAAGGUUUCAUUUUUGGAAUAAUAAAUUUUCAGGGUAGUUUUUACAGUUAUAUCAGAAAUUGCUGAUGUGGUUAUACUAUUAGAAAUACACAGACAGAUAAUUAUGAAAUUAUUGUGAGGUUUAAUAAGUUAACUGUUUAUAUUUGGACAGCUUUUCUGCUGUACUUUAUUGGAAGGAGAAAAAUAAACAUUUCCUUAAUAACAAUUUAGACAAUUUACUUAACUCAGCAAUAACAUUAUAGCAUAUAUAUCUCCAUGUUUGUUAACUGAUGUGGUUAAACAAUUUUUUUAAAAAAACAACCUUAGACUGAGUUUUAGCACACAUGAAAAACUUAAAACAUAUCCUUAUUUCCUGAUGACCUUAUAGCCUUUGGACUAUAAUGGAACUUAAAUAGAAAACUAUCUUUAGAAAGAUUUCCCCUCCAAAAGCAUUUUAUUUUAAAAAUCUGAUUUAAAUCACAAAAAUCCGAUUUAAAUUUAAAAAAUCCAAUUUAAUUUUUUUUUAAAAAUGCGAUUUUUAUUUUUGUAAAAAAUCAUUGAUUUUUAUUCACCCUGUCCACAACACGCCUUCUGCAAACCUUUCUGAACUGAAUAUAUAGAAGCAUUUCCUUUACAAAGAAAACAGUUCUAGAAGAGUUCUAGUCUUGUGUCAGAGCUGGCUCCAGGUCCCAGCUCACAGAGGACCAACGCUAGCCGGCAGUAAUGUACAAAAGUCUUUAUUGAAGUACAGUUUCCAUUUUCAAGCCGCAGCGCCCAGCUCUACGUCUAGGGGUUAGAUCGGCGAAGCUCCAUCUGAGUCUCCGCCCCUGUACACCAGUUUAAGAUUCUAGCCUUACUCCACCUCUUACGUCUCUCCUUUCUCCUCUGGGUCCUGCUACCCCCCCGGUGUCCCUUCCUUCCUGGAUUCUUCUGACGCUGACCCCGCUGACUCCUUCCCCUCUUUUCGGCGGGCUUUGGGACCUGGCUCCCUAUCCGGGCUGCCAACUGCGCCGCCCUCCUGUACAUUUGAACUUGGCGCGCGCCCAGCCUUCAACCUUCCUCUCGACCGUUUCCUCGCUCCCCGAUGGAGGCGUGGCCAAUCCUGACUCAUGUCCUCCCACUGGCAGUGCGCCGCCUGAGUCCCGAUGCCUGGGACCCCUCCCCUACUGCACUCUGGUGUGGACGCUGGUCCUGAUUUCCAACUGCUGCUCUCUGAGUCCCCUCUGGCCCCUUCUUCCUGGGGUGUCCCCAUCGGCACCCCCCUUGCUCUGACCAAGGGAGCCCCUUUCUGUGAAUCUUCCGAUUCGCUGGAAAGACUCAGCGACCUCGGACCGCUGUCAUCGCUAACAUUUCCUUCGGACUCCUCCCCCUCGCUCUCUAUUUCCUCCCUUUCCUGUGCCUCUGCUCCUGAACCCCUGACAUCUUGUUUCUAUACGGAGGGGAUUCUCUGUUUGGAAGAGUGUUUGUUCGUCCCCACCAGCAGUUUGACACAAAAUUGCUCAAGCUCAGGUCUGCAAACUCCACUAGGUCUAGAUCAGAUUCUCUCUUGUUGUUUUUACAACUUCUUUGUUUGUGCACUCAAUUUUCAGGAGCUUGGUUUGAUUCGGAAGCCAGCUUCUUUCAUGACUAGCAUCUGUGAUGAACGGGGCCAGGAACUGAUCUAUGCCGGCAUGCCCAUCACUGAGGUCUUCAAGGAAGAAAUGGGAAUUGGGGGUGUUCUGGGCUUAUUGUGGUUCCAGAGAAGGUAGGUGUAGUUACUGCGCUGCUUGUUAUUAUUUGUCUAUUAUUAGUGUACAGUGGUACCUCAGUUUAAGAACAGUCCAGUUUAAGAAUGAUUUGGUUUACAAACUCCACAAAACCGGAAAUACAGUGGUACUUCAGGUUACAUAUGCUUCAGGUUACAUACGUGUGAUGGGAUGAUGAGCUGCUUGUGCGUAAAAUCGUAUCCCCUCAGAGUUUGUUCAAGUCCACAAACCUCUGUCUGUGACGGAGCCCCUCAGACAUGGCUCCUCUAGUCACUAGCAGAUUCCGACAGUGGUUGCUUUCGUAAUCGCUUCCAACAUAAAAGCUCCUUAACGGAAACACGUCUUCUGGACUCUCUGCGUGACAGUUUCCGGCGAGGAGUGGGUGUUCUUACAGGAGGUCCUGAAACCUCCCCACUGUUUUCGCUGGAAGUGUCUCUGAGCCAUCCCUCCAGCUCAGCUCCUCUCCCCCUGCUGGUUCCCUCUUCAGCUGCUGAGUCUCUCCCAACCUGUGUGAGCCCUUUCACCUCCCUGCUGGUUCCCUCUUCAGCUGCUGAGUCUCUCCCAACCUGUGUGAGCGCUUUACACUCCCUUCCGUCCGAUGGCAGUUCCCUGACAUCCACCUCCCCUCCAGGGCCCCCAUCACCCCCUCUCGCCCCCACCUCAACGGGCGGUGAGGAGGCAAAACCCCCGAAUGAACUUCCUUCAUCUUCCGAUGUCUCGAACACUUCUCUCCACCUGUUGCGGUUCCUGGUCUCGAAGUACACCUCCUCCUCAGAGUCCAUCUCCCCUUCCCCUUCUGAGUCCGGUUUGCGUGAGAGAGCGUCCGCCCUAAUGUUCUCUGGGCCUGGCACGUAACAAAUCUCAAAGUUAAAUUUGGAGAACUCCUGGGCCCAUCUCACUUGCCGUUGGUUGAGCACUCGUGCCGUCCUCCAAUACUCUAGGUUCUUGUGGUCAGUGCACACUUGCACCUUAUGUUGUGCGCCAAUUAGCAGGUGCCUCCAUCUCCGGAACGCCUCAUGAAUGGCUAGUAGUUCUCGGUCAUACACCGUGUCGUUCCUCUCGGAUUUGUUCAGCUUUGCGAAAAAUGGCACACGGUCUCCACUCUGACUCCUUCUUCCCUGGCUGCAGAAGCACCGCCCCAAUCGCUCUGUCUGAUGCGUCAGUUUCCACUCUCAUCGGUUUUUGUAAAUCCACAUGCAGGAGUUGUUGUUCCGAGGCGAAGGCCCUUUUUAGUUCCUCAAAUGCUCGCUCCGCCUCCUCAGUCCAAACGAACUUCUUCUUACUGCUGAGACAGUCCGUAAUGGGCGCCGUCAGGUGGGCAAAGUUUCGGAUGAACUUACGAUAGAAGUUCCCAAAUCCUAGGAACCUCUGCACAUCCUUCCUUGUUUUGGGUGUUUUCCAUUCCAGCACCGCCUGGACCUUGCCGGGAUCCAUGGCCAAUCCCUUGUCUGACAGGCGAUACCCCAGGAAUUCCACCUCCUUGGUAUGAAACUGACACUUCUCCAGUUUCACCCACAGCUGGUUGGCUUGCAGCCUGCUCAACACUUCUCUGACGUCUCUCACAUGCUGCUCCUCAUUCUCAGAAUACACCAACACGUCGUCUAAAAAGGCCACACAAUUCUUGUAAAGCAAAGGCCCCAGGACGUGGUUAAUAAACGAUUGAAAUGUUGCGGAGCCUGCUUGUAGGCCGAAGGGCAUAACCAAAUAUUCAAAUGCCCCUAAAGGGGUGAACAUAGUUGUCAGGGGUUCAGGAGCAGAGGCACAGGAAAGGGAGGAAAUAGAGAGCGAGGGGGAGGAGUCCGAAGGAAAUGUUAGCGAUGACAGCGGUCCGAGGUCUCUGAGUCUUUCCAGCGAAUCGGAAGAUUCACAGAAAGGGGCUCCCUUGGUCAGAGCAAGGGGGUGCCGAGGGGACACCCCAGGAAGAAGGGGCCAGAGGGGACUCAGAGAGCAGCAGUUGGAAAUCAGGACCAGCGUCCACACCAGAGUGCAGUAGGGGGGGAGGAGUCCCAGGCAUCGGGAUCAGGCGGCGCACUGCCAGUGGGAGGACAUGAGUCAGGAUUGGCCACGCCUCGACCGGUGAGCUCGGUUGCGGUCGAGAGGAAGGUUGAAGGCUGGGCGCGCGCGCCAAGUUCAAAUGUACAGGAGGGCGGCGCAGUUGGCAGCCCGGAUAGGGAGCCAGGUCCCAAAGCCCGCCGAAAAGAGGGGAAGGAGUCAGCGGGGUCAGCGUCAGAAGAAUCCAGGAAGGAAGGGACACCGGUGGGUUGCAGGACCCAGAGGAGAAAGGAGAGACGUAAGAGGUGGAGGAAGGCUAGAAUCUUAAACUGGUGUACAGGGGCGGAGACUCAGAUGGAGCUUCGCCGAUCUAACCCCUAGACGUAGAGCUGGGGCGCUCCGGCUUGAAAAUGGAAACUGUACUUCAAUAAAGACUUUUGUACAUUACUGCCGGCUAGCGUUGGUCCUCUGUGAGCUGGGACCUGGAGCCAGCUCUGACAGUAAGCUCCAUCUCAAAAGUUUUGCACCAAAGACCUCGUAACGUGAGUGGACGCAGCGAGGAAGAAGAUUGGUGCUUCGCGAGCUCACAAAAGUCAGGCAAGAUGACUACAGAACAGCAACUAGCAGCCCUGCAAAAUGCAGUGACACAACUCAACGCGGAGGUACUCGCAUCCAGGAAAAGGGAAGAGGAAGCGGCUGCCGCCUGCAGGGAUCUCCAAGCCAGGUUGGAAGUGCUUGCUAAGCAGGGGCAACCGGGACCCAAAUCAGAGGGGAUUGGGCUGGGGAAAAGAGGAGGCAGCCUGGUAUCUCAUUUCGAUGGGAAUUUGCAGCAGUACCCUAACUUCCGAGCAGACGUGCUGUUUGCACUGGAACUGCUGGAUAAAGACUUUAGAGAUGAGCAAGAAAAGGUGGGGUUUAUCUUGUCCCAUUUGCAUGGGGAGCUAAAGCGUGGCUGCGCAAUCUGUGGAGAGAUAAGGAUCAUGCGCUCCAAAAUGCGGAUGCAUUCAUUAAAGCGAUUGAUUCUUGAUUUUUAUCAAAUAUAUAAAUUGAUAUCGCCAUAAAAUACAUACAUGGGCUCAAACAAGUCAGAGCCAGUGUAAGGCAGUACCAGUCCCGUUUCGUGGCAUUAGUCCAUGCGCUGGGAUGGGAGAAGGAUUCUGCCCCAGCCAGAGUCCAUUUUGGGAAGGCUUGAUUGCAAAUGUGAAAGAUGCGAGUGCAACGGGGGAGACCAAAGAGCACUCAGGAGGUUGUCCGGCGGGCGCUGCAAAUUGGGGUGCGUCUGGAAGAACGUCCAUGGAACAGAGAAGAAGGACGUUGGGGACGUACGCCAGUGAGAGCACCUCCCCUCUUUCCCACGGAUGCAGCGCGUGUGCAAUCCCCACCUCCGCAAGGAGGGGGAGCAACCGAUGGAGAUUGGAGGCGCCAGGGCUCAGUCAACAACCAGAGCCUUAACACCGGGAGCAGUCAAGCGAAGCCUCCUAGAGGAACAGGAAGUGCUACAUCUGCGACAGUGCUCAGCACAUGGCGAAAGAGUGUCCCCAGAGGCUCCACAAGCACACUGCAGCCUCAGCAACAGUAACAGAAGCAACUCAGCAGAGGAACCACAGCAGGGAAACGACAGAGUCUGGUUGGAGGAAGAGGCACUGGGGCCCAGCCAGACACGUCAAUGAAGCCGUCCCCAGAGAUUUUGCAGCCCACAGACCCCCUCCCGCCCAAACCAGUGGUGCAGCUCACAGCAUCGCUCCAACUACCCAAUGGACUCACUAUGGAAGUGCCGAUUACCAUUGACUCUGGUAGUAACGCAGACUUCAUAGGACUGGAUUUCCUUCAAGAGCACAACAUAGCACUCCUGCCAGCCACGCUGCCUCUGAAAGUUGUCACGGUGGAUGGCAGGGACUUGCUGGGGGGGCAGGUGGUGCAGCAAACUCCUCCGAUGGUGAUGCAAAUUGGGAAUCACCGAGAAGUCAUCAGCUUCAAUGUCACCCAACUGUCGGACACGCCUAUAGUAUUAGGCAUGAGUUGGCUGCACAGGCACAGCCCAGCAUUGGCGUGGUACCAGCGACAACUGACCUUCGGCUCCUCAUACUGUGCGGAACAUUGCAUUCUGCCUAGCCCGGAAGGGGAAGAGGAUGACCCGCAGCUACAAUUAGGCACGCUGCAAGCAGUGCCACUCAAGUACGCAGCGUUUUGGAGGUUUUCUGCGAGAAGGAAGCGGACAAGCUACCUCCCCACAGGUCUUAUGACUGCAAGAUUGACUUCCUGCCAGGGCGCGCUGCCAACCGGGAAACUGUAUUCCAUGUCUGAAGACGAGCUGCAGGAACUCAGGGAGUUCAUAGACCUCAACUUGAGCGCGGUUUCAUCCGGGAGUCGAAGGCAGUGGGGGCAGUCCUGUAUUCUUUGUGAAGAAGAAGGACACGCCCCAAAAAGGCUUGUGGUGGACUAUAGAAUUUUGAACUCAAAAACCAAGCCCACAGCCUUUCCCAUGCCCAAGAUAGAUGACCUGCUCGCAACGGUGAGGAAAGGACGCGUUUUCACAAAGUUGGAUCUGCGAAGGGCGACGAAUGGAAGACUGCCAUGUUCACGCCCCUGGGCACCUAUGAAUACAGAGUUAUGCCCUUUGGAUUACAAAAUGGCUCCCACUGUUUUCAAGCCUUCAUGCAUCACGUAUUGGCGGGUCUCCUCUACAAGAAAUGCGUCUGCUUCCUGGACGACAUCCUGAUAUUUUCAGAAUCAGAGGAGACCCACGAGGGAGACGUCAAGGAAGUUCUGCAGAGACUGCAGGAGCACAGGCUGUACGCCAAGCUGGAGAAGUGCCAGUUCGACAUGAAGGAGGUAGAUUUCCUGGGCUACAAGUUGUCGGACAAGGGGCUCGCCAUGGACAGCGCCAAGGUUCGCUCAGUGUUGGACUGGAAGAGCCCGCGCAAUCGGAAGGAGGUCCAGCGGUUUGUCGGUUUCGCCAACUUUUACCGCAAGUUCAUCAAGGGGUUCGCGAUGCAGACGGCGGCCAUUACCGACACGCUCAGCUCCAAGAAGAAGAAGUUCAUCUGGACGGAGCAAGCGGAGCAGUCCUUUCAGAAACUCAAGCGUCUCUUCUCGUCCGAAGAGCAGCUACUGCAUGUGAAUCCCAGCAGACCGAUGAGGGUUGAAACGGACGCCUCAGACAGAGCCGUGGGAGCAGUACUGUUGCAGCAAGACCCGCAUGGGGACUGGAGACCGUGUGCCUUCUACUCCAGGAAGCUCAGCAAGUCAGAGCAGAACUACACCAUCUGGGACAGGGAGUUGCUGGCCAUUCAUGCAGCAUUCAAGGCGUGGCGGCACUUCCUCAUUGGAGCCAAACACACAGUGCAGGUCCGCACGGACCAUAAAAACCUGGAGUACUGGCGCACGGCAAGGUUCCUGAACCAGAGGCACAUACGAUGGGCGGAGUUCUUUGCGGAUUUCGACUUCAGGAUAGAGUACAUCCCAGGCGACAACAACAUCAUGGCGGAUGCACUGUCCAGAAAGCCGCAAUACCUCGAGGAGCGGCACCAGCAGCGGCCAAGCACAUUUUCGCACCGAAAGCGUGGGCGUGCGCUUCAGCAACCGUGGACCUGGAUGCUGUACGUCGAGCACUGCAGGAGGACCCCUUCGCGCAAGCAAAGAUGGCAGAGGUGCAAAGGGGCACGGCGGAGGACGACGAGUUCCAGAUACGCGACGGAUUGCUCAUCCGCAGAGGGGCCCUCUACGUACCGGGAGACGACCUCCGCGCGAAAGUACUGCAGCAGUUGCACGACGCACCCACCGCCGGGCACUUUGGCAAAGAGAAGACGGUAGAAUUAGUAGCCAGAGAUUUUGGUGGCCCAAGAUGCGGGGGGAAGUCGCGGAUUACGUCUCGAGGUGCGACACCUGCCAAAGGGCCAAGUCAGUGCACAAACCGCCGGCGGGACUGCUCGAACCCCUGCAGACACCGCUCGAACCGUGGGAGAGGGUGGCCCUGGACUUUGUCACGGAUCUACCCAGCUCGAGGGCAAGACGGCAGUGCUAGUGGUGGUGGACAUGUUCACCAAAAUGGCCCACUUCAUUCCGUGCGCGAAGGUGGCCACGGCGGAACAGACCGCCAAACUGUUCAUAGACCACGUGUUCAGGGUUCACGGUCUGCCACGGUCUAUCCUGUCCGACCGGGGCGACAGUUCAUCUCGAACUUCUGGCAGAAGCUGAUGGGUUUCCUGAACGUCAAGAUCAACCUAGCGUCGGCGAGACACCCGCAGACGAGACGGACAAGCGGAGCGAGUCAAGCGCCAUCAUGCAGCAGUACCUGCGAUGCUACGCAAAUCAGCAGCCGGCAACAUGGGUGGACUACCUGCCGCUCGCUGAGUUCGCCUACAACAACACGAAGCACGUGUCCACGGGGGUGACACCGUUCUUCGCCAACAACGGGAGGCAUCCCAGAACCUUCCCGGGAUUAGCGAGAGCGGGGAGGGGAGCCACAGGCAGCGGAAGCCUUAGCAUCAGAGUUGCAGGAGGUUCACGAACAGCUUCGGAGGCAGUUAGAACUAGCAAAGCACGCAUACAAACUGCAGGCUGACAAGCACAGAAGGGUUGGGGAAGACAUACAGGUGGGAGACUGGGUUUGGUUAGCAGCCCAGGCAGUGCCGGCCAGAUCGUUAGCGAAGAAGAAGCUAGGGCAUAAGCAGCUAGGACCCUACCAAGUCGAGGCACAGGUCAAUCCAGUGGCUUUCCGGUUGACACUGCCGGAGGGAUCCAGAAUGCACCCAGUUUUCCAUAGAUCAGUGCUCACGCCCUACAAAGCACCUCAUAGAUUUCAGGAGCCAGGAACGGCACCAGACCCGUUCAGGGAAACGCCCACAAGGGGGUCGCCAAGGCGGGAACCCGUCAACGAAGUCACAGAGAUUUUAGACUCGAGAUGGGGGAGGAGGGAGUGGAAUACCUCCUCGCCAAGGAAGGUACCCGGCUAGCGCCAACAGUUGGGUGCCAGAUUAUGCUCUGGAGGAAUCUUGGCUCAGGGACGAGUUCCAUGCACUUUUCCCACACAGGCCCAUGCCAGCCGAGUAUUUCGACGACUGGCUUUUCACACCCACAUUUUCAGCUAGCACAUUCCAGGGGUUCACCUCGGACGAGGAACCGGCACUAGAAGCACGUUCCCCGGAGGGAUCACCCUCGGGGUCUGCCUCAGACCGUUCCUAUUGGUGGGACACUCAACCAGAGGAGCAGUGGCGCAGGAAGUGGUUGGGGGGUCCUUGGCAGGCAACGUCCCCGGAGGAGACCGGGGGAGACGGACAUGGACGUGUUGGGGAGGACCUUGGGUUCGAGCACGGCGGCAAGAGAUGGAAGCAGAGGAAAUUGAGGUCGGCGAGAGCACGGAGGACGAGCCGGACUUAUCCGGCUGGAUGCACGCCACGGGGACGAACUGUAUCCGGCACUCACCCCCACAACGGCGGAGCACCCAGUACCCACACCUGAAGGAGGGGAGGGGAAGGGGGGCUUCGAGGGGGAUGGAUGUCAGGGGUUAAGGAUCAGAGGCACAGGAAAGGGAUGAAAUAGAUAGCGAGGGGAGGAGUCCGAAGGAAAUGUUAGCGAUGACAGCGGUCCGAGGUCUCUGAGUCUUUCCAGCGAAUCGGAAGAUUCACAGAAAGGGGCUCCCUUGGUCAGAGCAAGGGGGUGCCGAGGGGACACCCCAGGAAGAAGGGGCCAGAGGGGACUCAGAGAGCAGCAGUUGGAAAUCAGGACCAGCGUCCACACCAGAGUGCAGUAGGGGGGGAGGAGUCCCAGGCAUCGGGAUCAGGCGGCGCACUGCCAGUGGGAGGACAUGAGUCAGGAUUGGCCACGCCUCCAUCGGGGAGCGAGGAAGCGGUCGAGAGGAAGGUUGAAGGCUGGGCGCGCGCGCAAGUUCAAAUGUACAGGAGGGCGGCGCAGUUGGCAGCCCGGAUAGGGAGCCAGGUCCCAAAGCCCGCCGAAAGAGGGGAGGAGUCAGCGGGGUCAGCGUCAGAAGAAUCCAGGAAGGAAGGGACCCGGGGGUAGCAGGACCCAGAGGAGAAAGGAGAGACGUAAGAGGUGGAGUAAGGCUAGAAUCUUAAACUGGUGUACAGGGGCGGAGACUCAGAUGGAGCUUCGCCGAUCUAACCCCUAGACGUAGAGCUGGGGCGCUCCGGCUUGAAAAUGGAAACUGUACUUCAAUAAAGACUUUUGUACAUUACUGCCGGCUAGCGUUGGUCCUCUGUGAGCUGGGACCUGGAGCCAGCUCUGACAAUAGUGGUUUUCCAUUCAUCCCCCUUCCUUAUUCGUACCAGGUUGUACGCCCCCCUUAGGUCCAGCUUUGUGAAAAUCUUUCCCUUCCGCACCCUUGUCAAAAUGUCGUCAAUCCUGGGCAUAGGGAAGGCCACUGGUUCUGACACUGCAUUUAAGGCCCUGAAGUCACACACCAGCCUCGGCUUGUUCGUGUUUUUUUAUCCACAAAAACACUGGGCUGCCCCCACCGCCCUGGACUCUCUGAUGAACCCUCUCUUCAGGUUCUUGUCAAUGAACUCUCUAACUCCUGCAUCUCUCUGUCUGACAUGGCGUACAGCUUGCCUACAGGGAGCUGUGCUCCAGGAGUAAAUUGAUUUGACAGUCAAAGGGUCUAUGCGGGGUAGUUGGUCAGCUUCCCUUUCGCUGAAGACGUCACGGAGAUCUGCAUAUUGUCGUGGUACCUUCACGUUCUCCGUUACUUCAGUCCCUGCUAGGGUGGCUUGGGCCCCUGCCAAACCCUUUCCCUCUUUGCAGUGUUCUAAGCAAUGUGCUGAACCAAAAGAAACCACUCUCUGAUGCCAGCCCACCAGCGGAUCAUGUAACGCUAGCCAGCUCAUCCCCAAUAUAAUGGGAGCUCCUCCCAAGGUGGCCACAUUAAAAGCUAUCAGUUCGGUGUGCCUUGCUACCUUCAUUAUCAUUGGGACGGUCUGCAAGCUGACUUCUCCUCCCAACAGCUCCCUGCCAUCGAUCGUGGUCACCUGCAGGGGGUUGCUUAAAGGGAUCGUCUGUAUCUGGUGUUCAGCUGCAAACUCUUUGCUCAUGAAAUUGCAGGAGCUGCCUGAGUCCAACAGCGCCUUUAUCUUUAGAGGGUGUCCAUUUGGCAGCUCUAGCGUCACUUCUAUCACUAGGGCGGGUUUAGGAGGUUCUGGCGUGGGCACUCUCACUGCUCUUUGGCCUGGCUGCUGUGCCCCGACAGUGGCAGCCAGGCGUUGGCUUUACUUGCUCCGGUAUUUCUUCCUCUCUUCCAUCCACAGCUCCUACCAUCCCUUGCCAUUCCUUCCUCUGGGGGCAGACUCUGGCAAAGUGACCUGACUGUUGGCAGAGAUAGCAUUUCCGGGCGCCUUUUCCCUCCUUCUUUCCCCCCUCACUGGGCUUUGAAACUGCGCGCGCGCGCUGUUCCGAUUUCCAUCGGCUCUGCCGGCGGGAAAGUUGGCUCUGGAAUGUCUGGAAUGCGGAACUCCUUCCAACGUUCCCCUUUCCCUUCCCGCCUCUCCAAUGCUCUCGCCUCCUGGCGCGCUCCUAUGGUCAGCGCUGAUUUGGUCAGCUGGUCCAUAGACUCCGCCCUGGGCGCCCGGGAAAGUUCGUCUUUCACAGCCGAAGAAAGCCCUUCUUCAAAGAGCAUUUGAAUGGGUUCCGCCGAUAAGUCCCACCCCAAUCUGUGAACAAGCAUGGUGAACUCAGUCCAGUACUCACGGACAGAUCGGCUCCCCUGUUUGCAAGCCAUUAACUGUCUGCGCACCACUCCCUGUUCAAUAUCGCUGGAAAACAUCAGAUCCAUGGCGCGAAAGAACUUCAUCGUGUCCUUUAGGACGUCACUAUUCGCUGCCAUCAGGGGUCUAACCCAGUCUCUCGCCCCUUUUCAAGAUGCUCAAUCACGAAAGCCACUCGUGAUUCCUCGUCAGGGAAUUCAUCAAACUGCAGAUUGAGGGCAUAUUGCAUUUCUGUCCGAAAGCCAUGAUAGUUUUGGGCUCCCCCAAACUUCUGCACCAAUCCUGGUACCUUUCUGGCGAGCUGGGUGGCUUUCCCCUUUUGUCUGCAUCCUGAGCCCUCCUCUCCUCAAGCCUCGCCGUCUGCAUCGCUAGCUGGACCUCCAACACCCGGUACCUUUCUUCCAGGCUUGGACCCGCUCCAGCUCCUGCUUCUCCGGUUCCGGCUGGGUUGCUCAUGAUGCCUUCUCCUGCACAAGCUGCUUUCAAAGACUGUCGGAAUGCUGUGAUGGGAUGAUGAGCUGCUUGUGCGUAAAAUCGUAUCCCCUCAGAGUUUGUUCAAGUCCACAAACCUCUGUCUGUGACGGAGCCCCUCAGACAUGGCUCCUCUAGUCACUAGCAGAUUCCGACAGUGGUUGCUUUCGUAAUCGCUUCCAACAUAAAAGCUCCUUAACGGAAACACGUCUUCUGGACUCUCUGCGUGACAGUUUCCGGCGAGGAGUGGGUGUUCUUACAGGAGGUCCUGAAACCUCCCCACUGUUUUCGCUGGAAGUGUCUCUGAGCCAUCCCUCCAGCUCAGCUCCUCUCCCCUGCUGGUUCCCUCUUCAGCUGCUGAGUCUCUCCCAACCUGUGUGAGCCCUUUCACCUCCCUGCUGGUUCCCUCUUCAGCUGCUGAGUCUCUCCCAACCUGUGUGAGCCCUUUCACCUCCCUUCCGUCCGAUGGCAGUUCCCUGACAAUACGCUUCAGGUUACAGACUCCACUAACCCAGAAAUAUUACCUCAGGUUAAGAACUUUGCUUCAGGAUGAGAACAGAAAUCGUGCAGCAGCAGCAGCAGCAGGAGGCCCCAUUAGCUAAAGUGGUGCUUCAGGUUAAGAACAAUUUCAGGUUAAGUACAGACCUCCAGAACGAAUUAAGUUCUUAACCCAAGGUACCACUGUAGUGUCUUGGUUUGAGAACUUUACCACCUUGGUCUAAGAAUGGAAUCCGAACGGUGGAAGGGCACCGGCGGUGGGAGGCUUCAUUAGGGAAAACGCGCCUUGGUUUAAGAACGGACGUCCGGAACGGAUUAAGUUUGUAAACUGAGAUACCACUGUAUUUAUAAUCCUCUUCAGUGAAGAACAUUGCACAUAAUAAAGCUGUAGACAAAACACAACUGAAAUCCACAAAAACAUAUGAAAUAAUUAUAAUUGAAAGUUGUAGGGAUAGUGUAGCUGUUUGCCUGCCAGCCUUGAACGUAAUCAAUCGAUAAAUGGCAUGGGUCAGUCGGGCUGUGCUAUUCUGUUGGUUGCUUUUUUAAAAUAAUAAUUUUUAUUAGUUUUCAGUUACAACAAUCCAAUAAUAGACUCAUUGUAAGUUGCCAAAUUAUAAUACAAUUAAUAAUACCUAUCAUUGAGAUACCAAAUUAUACAAUUUAGGUGGCCCCCCGCGUGCUAGAAUUGAUGGUUUGAUGAUUUAUCAAUUAUCUUGUCCAUAAUGUUUCUUCCUGUCCUUGUAAUAUAUUGUGUCUAUCAGUUGUUGCUGUUCUCCAUUAUUUCUUGGGCGGAGCGAGUGUCCCAUUGUUGUUUCAUGAGCUCCCCAUUGGUCCGCCCCAGCUUCAUCGUUUUGCAACUUCAGAAGCAGCUGCAAAAAUCACACUGUCCUGAUAAAUAUCCCGUCCUCGCCAUUUUUCUCUCAGCCUGGGAAGGAGAUUGAGCUGUCGAACUUCAAAUACAGUGGUACCUUGGUUCUCAAACUUAAUCCAUUCCAGAAGUCCGUUCCGAAACCAAAGUGUUCCAAAACCAAGGCAUGCUUUCCGGUAGAAAGUAAUGCAAAACGGAUUAAUACGUUGCACACUUUUAAAAACAACCCCUAAAACAACAAUUUAACAUGAAUUUUACUACCCAAUGAGACCAUUGGUCCAUAAAAUGAAAGUAGUAAACAAUGUACUGCAAUCACACAAUCAAUCAAUCAAUCAAUCAAUCAGUAGCUGAACUGGGUUCCACACAGUCACAAAAGCAAAACAAAAGAGCCACAAAAACGCAAAAUAAAUAGCAAAAACAGCGGAAAUAUGGCACUCAGAUCGGAAGCGUAACACUCAAAACGGAGCACGUUCGGCUUCUGAAAUAAGUUCACAAACCGGAACACUUACUUCCGGAUUUGCAGUGUUUGGGUUCCAAGUUGUUUGAGUACCAAGGCGUUUGAGAACCGAGGUACCACUGUAACCUUAUCAACCCCUUGGCAAGCUCGCAAAUUUCUCUCAUCCCUCUGUUCAAGCUGGAUGCUUUUUGUGACACAGUUGAAAACAGUUGCAGAAUGAAACUUCUAAAGGCAAAAGUACAUAACAGUCGUAUCUCUGGCCCCCCAGGUUGCCCAAAUACGCCUGCCACUUCAUAGAGAUGUGCUUGAUGGUGACGGCAGAUCACGGCCCAGCGGUGUCAGGAGCUCAUAACACUAUUGUCUGUGCAAGAGCUGGGAAGGACCUCGUAUCCAGCCUCACCUCGGGCCUGCUCACAAUCGUAAGCAUUGAGCAACAGCCGGGCGAAAGUCGCCAAUGAUGCCUUUGUUGGAAUGUAGCCGAAGUUCUGUGCAGGACAGGCUUCAGCUCCCAUAAUUACAAUGUGCAGAUGGCCUUGCAAUGGGGCGUCCUUUAAUCUGUGUAGCAAAUAUUCUAGAGUGUCUCUUCUAGCAUGACUCUUCUGCCCCCUGUUUGCACUUUUAGUAUUUUAGUAUUAUUUUGAUUUUAGGAUGAUGAUGAUGAUAAUAAUAAUAAUACUAACAAUAAUAAUAACAAUUUAUUAUGUAUAACCCGCCCAUCUGGCUGGGCUUCCCCAGCCACUCUGGUCGGCUUCCAACAAAAUAUUAAAAUACAGUAAUGCAUCAAACUUUAAAAGCUUCCCUAAAGUGGGCUGCCUUCAGAAGUCUUCUAAAAGUCUGGUAGUUGUUGUUCUCUUUGACAUCUGGCGGGAGGGCGUUCCACAGGGCUGGUGCCACUAUCGAGAAGGCCCUCUGCCUGGUUCCCUGUAACUUGGGCUUCUCGCAGUGAGGGAACUGCCAGAAGGCCCUUGGCGCUGGACCCCAGGAUUCCCCCCCCCCCCCACUGCCAGGCUUCGGGGACUCUGCUUCCUCCCCCCCUUUGGCCGUAGAUAAGCAGGACAAAGCAAAAAGAGAUGCUUACCACUUAAAGAGUCUUUAACGAUCACAGCGAAAGAACAAAGCAGCCAUUCUUGGAGUGACGGUGUUCCCAAAUAAGGUUUCUACCUUGCAACCUGAUCUCGCAACCACUGUGCUUUUUGUGUAGCCACUUUAUCUGCUCUGCGUGACCUUGGACUGAUAGGCAGGACACUGUCCGGCGAGAUAGCGUCUGUUAGCUCUCUCUCUUUCUUCCAGUUCUUCUUCACUUUGCUGUUCACCCCCCAGUUCGCCCCAACUUUUGUCUUCAGAACUGUGCCCCUCUGCAAACCAUUGUUCCAAAUCUCUACUGCUCCUGAGCAGCUUCAGGAUCCUGGUCAGGGGGAAGGGGAGGCUCCCACCAUUCCUCAUCAGAGCUGUACUCCUCAGCCUGGUCUCUUGACACCCACCCAUCCCCAGUAGUUUUGGUUUUGGUGUGAGUUUCUUUCUUGUUUGCUGCUAUCCAGGGCGAUAGGUUUGGCGGUGCUCUGGAUGCAGCGGCAAAGAUGUUCAGCAAAGCAUUUGACAGCGGCAUCAUCCCCAUGGAGUUCGUGAACAAGAUGAAGAAAGAAGGGAAGCUGAUCAUGGGCAUUGGGCACCGGGUCAAAUCGGUAGGUGCUGAGAACAGAGUCUGGUAGGGUGAAGUGGGAAAGGGGCACACAACUGCCUGUUCGAAGUUGAGUUCCAAGGGAGGGGUUAUUAAUUGAGACUACUUUUUCCAAAGUGUGCCAUUUCUUUCAUUUCUGUUUUCCAAAUUCGUAGAUCAAUAACCCAGAUAUGAGAGUUCAGAUCCUCAAGGAUUACGUGAAGCAACAUUUCCCUGCGACGCCUCUGCUAGACUAUGCACUGGAAGUGGAAAAAAUUACAACUUCCAAGGUAUCAGCCUUCUCUUUUUCUUUUUCUCCUCCCCCCCUUUUUUUGGGUGACAACUUUUUAAACCUUGGUCUUUUUGUCCUACCCCAUCACUCUGGGAUGUUUAUUUGUUUGCUUAUUAUUAUAUUUAUAUCCCACCUCUCUUCCCAAGGAGCUCACAGUGGUGUAGAUGUUUCCCCUCCCUCUCCAUUUUAUCCUCAGAACAACCCUGUGAGGUAGGGUAGGCUGAGAGGGGGUGACUGGCCCAAGAUCACCCCGUAAACUUCACGGCUGAGUGGGGAUUUGAACCCAAGUCACCCAGGUCCUAGUCCAGUUCUCUUAACUACUGCACCACACUAGUUUUAAGUGUACAUAAAUAUUGUAAGUCCAAAAAAUAAGAGUUACUGGGCUGUUGUUUUAUUUUACUAGCCCAUCUGCCCCAGUAUUCUUACUCCUCAUCACUAGUGGUACAUACAGAGUCUGGGAAAAAGGAUGCGUCUGGUUAGGAUGGAUGGUUGGGAAAGAACUGUGCUGACAACAACAACAACUAUUAUUAUUAUUAUUAUUAUUAUUAUUAUUAUUAUAUGCUGCCCAUCUGACUGGGUUGCCCCAGCCACUGUGGGUGGCUCCCAACAAAAAACAGUAAAAGCACAAUACAACAUCACACACUAAAAACGUCUCCAAACAGGACUCCUUGCAAGCAAUUCUUACUUGCCAUAGGCGACCAGGCAAAUGGUUAUUAACAAGUUGUGCUACAUAAUGGAAGCCUGGACACGAAUAACACCUAGAUGUAAGGAACUGCCAGUGGUCCAGCUAAGCCAGUCAGUUGUCACAGGGGAAUUUUACUGGAGAAGUGAUAAACGAAGCAUGCAAAUAAAAUUAGGAAUAUGAUACAGUCUAAAUCUGGCCUGCAGUUGACUCUCCAGGAUCUCAGGCAAAGUGCUGCUCCCUUCGGAAUAAUAAUAAUAAAAUACAUACAUACAUACAUACCCUGCCCACCUGGCUGGGUUCCCCCAGCCACUCUGGCCAGCUCCCAACAGAAUAAUAAUAAUAAUAAUAAUAAUAAUAAUAAUAAUAAUAAUGUGAUAAAAGAUCAAACAUUAAAAACUUUCCGAUCUAAACUUUCCUAAAUGGGGCUGCCUUCAGAUGUCUUCUAAAAGUUAGAUAGUUGUUUAUUCCUUGACAUCUGGUGGGAGGGUGUUCCCAGAGGGCCGGUUCCACCACCGAGAAGGCCCUCUGCCUGGUUCCCUGUAACCUCACUUCUCGCAGGGAGGGAACCGCCAGAAGGUCCUCAGAGCUGGAGCUCAGUGUCCGGGCAGUGGAGGUGGAGACUCUCCUGCAGGUAUACUGGGCUGAGGCUGUUUAGGGCUUUAAAGGUCAGCACCAACACUUUGAACUGUGCCUGGAAACAUACUGGGAGCCAAUGCAGGUCUUUCAGGACCGGUGUUAUGUGGUCUCGGCAGCCACCCCCAGUCACCAGUCUAGCUGCUGCAUUCUGGAUUAAUUGUAGUUUCCGGGUCACCUUCAAAAGUGGCCCCACGUAGAGCGCAUUGCAGUAUUCAACUGUAGGUGCAAGGGACCGGACCUGAGAAUCUCAGGUUCUUCCCAUGGCCCAGCCCUUGUUUUCAUAUUCUGUAGGCAAUGUUUUCUGUACAGCUUAGAACCUGAAAGCUGUGGUACCUCUUGCUGUGGAGAAUCUCAGGAAUAGGAGCUCUAUGGCAGUGCCAGGGAUCCCUUUAAAGGCUGUGUUCACUCACUCCUCCACAGGUGACUAAACUUAGGUUUUUUAAUUUCAGCGGGUCCACUCUAAGUAGAUUUGUAUGUCCCCAGCCAGAGAGAUCAGUUGAUAAACGCCUCACAAUUUAUCACUGAAAUACUUCCAGCUGAAUUCAAGUCCCUGCAUGUUGCUACAAUCUCUUGAAUCAAGAAGCUUAACUUUUCCAUCCCUCCCCCUACCCUUUUCUUCCACCCCAGAAACCCAACCUCAUCCUCAAUGUCGAUGGGUUCAUUGGUGUGGCCUUUGUUGAUGUGCUCAGGAACUGUGGCUCCUUCACACGGUGAGCAGUCUAUUAUUCUCCAGCUGCGUCUGUAUUGUGGUUCAGAAGUUUGGUUAUGGUGAAUCGCCCUGAUCAAAUGAGACAACUGCUCCCAAGCAUCUUGGGUGCAAGUGAGUUGAAGUAAACCCAAUAGGUAGAAGCUGUAGUUUAGAGUCGGAGCAUGUGCGAGACUGCAGUCAAUCUGAUUAAUUAUUUUAUUAGCCACAGGCAGGCUUAAAUAGCAUCUUUUGAUGCCCCAGUUGCCACCUCAGAUGCAAAAGGGGUAUGUGGAGACAGUGCAAAAGAAGAGCCUGCUGAAUCAGGCCAGUGGCCCAUGUAGUUUAGCAUCCGUUCUCACAGUUUCCCAACAGAUUCAUGUGGAAAAACCCGCGAACAGGACCCAAGCACAGGAGCGCUCUCCCCCCCUGCAGUUUCUAGCCUCUGGUAUACAGGACGUGGGUGGUGCUGCCGUCUAAACCACUGAGCCUCUUGGGCCUGCUGAUCAAAAGGUUGGCGGUUCGAAACCCCGCGACAGAGUGAACUCGCGUUGCUCUGUCCCAGCUCCUGCCAACCUAGCAGUUCAAAAGUACACCAGUGUGAGUAGAUAAAUAGGUACCACUGCAACAGGAAGGUAGAAGGCGUUUCUGUGUGCUCUGGCUUCCGUCACGGUGUCCUGUUGCGCCAGAAGCGGUUUAGUCCUGCUGGCCACAUGACCCGGAAAGCUGUCUGUGGACAAACACCGUCUCCCUCGGCCUGAAAAUGAGAUGAGUGCCGCAACCCCAUAGGCACCUUUGACUGCACUUAACCAUCCAGGGGUCCUGACCUGUAGGUCCAGUUGUGGCUGACUCUGGGGUUGCGGCGCUCAUCUCACUUUAUUGGCCGAGGGAGCCGGCGUACAGUUUCCGGGUCAUAUGGCCAGCAUGACUAAGCCGCUUCUGGUAAACCAGAGCAGCGCAUGGAGACACUGCUUACCUUUCCGCAGGAGCGGUACCUGUUUAUCUACUUGCACAUUGACGUGCUUUUGAACUGCUGGGUUGGCAGGAGCAGGGACCGAGCAACGGGAGCUCACCCUGUUGCGGGGAUUCAAACCGCCGACCUUCUGAUCGGCAAGUCCUAGGCUCUGUGGUUUUAACCCACAGCGCCACCCGCAUCCCAAAACUGCAAAACAAGAACUUGCAAAAGGGGUCCUUUACCUUUUACCUUAUUCAGAACCACUGCUGGCUGCAACCAUGGAGGCAGAGCAUAGUGAUCAUUGUUAGUAGCCUUGAGUUUGUCCAAUCCUCUUUUAAGGCCACACAAACAGGAGUGUUUGUGUUGGAGGGAAGGUACACUGCUGCCAUGUGAGGUAUGAAAUGGCCUUUGCAUUUGUAAGAACUGUUUGCACUGUCCCAAGUACAAAGUAAGAUGGAAACAACUCCAGCGGCUAGAGCAUCCUUCCCUGACCUCGUGCCUUCCAGAUCAUGUUGGACUCCCAAGUCUCCUCAGCCCCAGUCAGCAUGGUUAAUGGUCUGGGAUGAUGGGAAUUGUAGUUCAGCAACUUCUAGAGGGCACCACACGAGUUACACCUGGUUUACCCAGACCCGCAGCAACCCUCCAAGGUCUCAGACAGAGGCCUUUCCUGUUCCUGCUUCCUGUGAUCCUUGUGAACCCUCCCCAUACCAUGCGGUUGCCCGGUCACUGAGCUAAAGUAUAUUAGAAGCUUCCAUCAUUAAAAAAAAAAAAAUCCAUUGUCAACAGCUGAGUUGCAGCGGGGCCUAAGGGAUAGUAGGUUUGCACAACCAAACAAUUUCAACAUAGAAGUAUGGUCACUCAUGUUACCUUGACUGGGUUGUGAUGGGAAAGCUCGUUUAAAUGUCAGGAAAAAGAGCGUCUCAUCUCUGGCAACUGCUCUUGCCUCCAUCUUGAUUUUUUUUAGAACCAGGAUUCUGUGGUAUGUGUCAGAUGGGAGCAGGGGUGGCUUCUAUGUGGCUUUUAUAUGUUAACCAGCCUCUGAAAAUAUGCAAUGCAAUAGGAUUAAUGUUUUAAGCAAGAACUGCUUGGUUUGUAUUGCAGGGAAGAAGCUGAUGAAUAUAUUGACAUUGGUGCCCUCAAUGGCAUUUUUGUGCUUGGUAGAAGUAUGGGGUUCAUAGGUAAGUCUUAAAGCACAAGUUUUCUUCCAUAAGGCAGCGGGGCUGGGCUGGACGGAUUUUUAUACCAGGGUGGAGAACUUCAGGCCUGCGUGCGAACUCAGGCCCACCAAGCCUCCCUAUGGCCCGUGAGGAUAGUUUGGCCAAGCCACACACACCCUUACCUAUUGCCUGACUAGUUGUACAGUGGUACCUCGGGUUACAGACGCUUCAGCUUACAGACUCCGCUAACCCAGAAAUAUUACUUCAGGUUAAGAACUUUGCUUCAGGAUGAGAACAGAAGUUGUGCGGCGGCGGCACAGCGGCAGCAGGAGGCCCCAUUAGCUAAAGUGGUACCUCAGGUUAAGAACAGUUUCAGGUUAAGAACGGACCUCCAGAACGAAUUAAGUUCUUAACCCGAGGUACCACUGUAUAUGACGUCUGGUAAAAGGCAGGGUUUGGACAAAAGAGGCUCUGGCAGCCCUCAUUGUCAGGGCUAGGGAAAUAUUGCUUAGAGGGCUUCCUCAGUGCCGAGAAACUGCCGAUCAUCAGUGCUUGGGGACACAAAAACACAAAACGUUUUUUGCCCUCAGUAGUUUGAUUCCUAACUGUACGGACCAGAAACGGGUCAUCUUGACACCACUGUGUCAGACUUGGCUUGACCCACCUGUCAGCCUGGGCCUGUCAGGAGUUCAGCCUACACUUGAGCAGGACCCUGGCAGAGACACAUGCCCGACUGGCAUGUUCCCUCCCUCCUAGUCGAUUGUUCGGGAGCUUCAUAAGCUUUCUUCAGCCCGAACAUCACAGCAACCGAUGCCAACUGACACCGGCACACUUAGGGAUCCGCGGAGUUUGUGCACCAUGCGCGUGACAGACCUCAGUAACUCAGCAUUUUGGCUGGUCUACUUUAUUUACAUAUAAACAUACACGGAGCACUGCAACAUGGCUCCCUCUCUCUCUAGCAUCAGAUAGCAAAGAGAAAAAGAGCAAAGGACAAUAGUCCCAUUUCACGGAACACAGUAACACAAACAUCCUGUCUCCGUCACUUCCCACUCUGUGGAGUCAAAACAUACACCGUCAUGUGAAAGACAACAAUCCUAUGACUGCAAUCACGGAGCAGGAAUUCUAACAGGGGGUAUGGAGAUAAGGAUCUGCCGCAGCCAGCUGCUUUGAUGCCACCUGAGCUCAUCUGCGCUGCAGAGCUGCAAAAACACAUUCUUGCUAGGCUGUACGUUGCAAACCUUGACCCAUCUGCAAGGGGAUGGUCAGAUUGUUCUGUACCUGUCUCCUCUUCCAUCCAAGUUGCCCAUCCCAAGCUGCAGAGCAGCGACAGCCUUCCACCUGCUUCUAGGCCCCUCUCCUACAUAGGGCUGGCAAAAACCUGUGUCGUCCCCACAGUUCCUUUGAGACAAAAAACACCUUUGCACAAAAGGGGUGGCAGGAAGCUGUUGCAGACCUGUCCAACAGAUGCUGCGGUUAAGAGUGGUAGAGUUGUGUUUUGGGUCUUCACCUCUUGCUCAGCAGCAACUGGGACUGUGCUUUGGAGUGGGAAGAAUUUUAAUUUCUCCUGUUUUAGUUAUUUUUUUAUUUUAUUUUAAGGAAACGUUUCAAUUGAAUCUGAAAGAUUGUACACAGUAAGAACCCUCUGUGUUAAUUUCAGGGCAUUACCUGGACCAGAAGAGGCUGAAGCAGGGUUUGUACCGUCACCCUUGGGACGACAUCUCCUAUGUUUUGCCGGAACAUAUGACCAUGUGA
This is a messenger RNA of Podarcis lilfordi (Lilford's wall lizard), 68073 nucleotides long. The record is from the annotation of a GenBank genome assembly. Lineage: Eukaryota; Metazoa; Chordata; Lepidosauria; Squamata; Lacertidae.